Coregonus sp. 'balchen' is the source of this 53062-nucleotide messenger RNA. The record is from the annotation of a GenBank genome assembly. NCBI's taxonomy places the organism in Eukaryota, Metazoa, Chordata, Actinopteri, Salmoniformes, Salmonidae.
AUGUCAGAAUUGCGCGAAUAUGAGCGGACGUGUGCUAAUUGGGAAAGUGCCGCCGAUGCCGCAGCGUCAGCGGACGGCGCCUUGUGCGAAAAGGACAAUACAUUUUACUCCGAGUCCAAGGUAAGCACUAAGCAGAGAUCUGCAGCGAUACAGAUCCGCGUGUAUCACUGUCAGACAAUGUAUUGUAGCUCUGUAAAUUAUUCUGAAUACCGUGAACACGUGGAAUUUGAAAAUAGUUUGUUUGACUCAAGAGUUGAACAAGGAAAUGUUUAGAAUGUAUCAUUGUAGCUUACCGGAUGAAAUGAUGAAAAUUAGAAAUUAAUCAACUAAAAUGCAGAGUUUCAAGUGUUGAUGUUGAAAAGAAUAGAUCCCUCAUCAGUUUAUUUGAUCUAUCCACAGCAGCGUUCCUAUGGGAAAAUCUUGAUACUUUUUACUCGCUAAUGUAAUAGUGUUUGGCUACAAUUACUAGCUUAUAGGCUAUAUAAUCAAAAAUACUGACAUUUUCAGUAUUUCUUCUAAAAAGUGAUGUAUAUCUCUAGGCUACCUGGGGGUUAAUUGUUCAAAUGGAGCUACAUCAAAGUGACUCAAUAUUUUUCUUAUCAAGCAAAGAUCUAGACUGCCAAAUGAGGUCUUGUUAGAUACAGACUUGGCACUUGUUUGUCACAAGCAAUUAUAGGAUUGGUCAAAAGAACACUCUCCAUGAUGGAAUUGUGGCAACAGUACCACAGCUAUCUGGGUAAUUGAAGAUUCCUUGAGCGUUCAGCCACAGGUAUGCGCUCCCAAGAGUGACAAACUAUAUUUUUGCCUAGCUGUGCUGUCUGCCUUCUUUCCCCCAGACAUAGUUGUUGUCACCAGACCAGGGACAGAUACUGUUGAAAGGUGCGCUUGAUUUAGCUUGGAGUUUGCACUUUUGGGACUAUUCCAUCGGUUCUAUAUACUUGGCAAACUAAAUCAAGCACAGCUAAAGUAUUUGAAAGUAUUUGGCACAGGUCUGGUUGUUGCAUACUGUUUUGUGCGAAGACUUGACCAUGAAUGGUCAAUGCCCCUUCUACUACUCCAUAAUAUCUAUAGGGUAACACGUCCCACAUGUUUGUGUGUAUGUCUGCUUUACAAACCUAGUUAUGUUUGCACUGUGUCAAAAGUUAAAAUUGUCUCUUUAAUCAUGACUGGCUACCUGGUCCCUGCAUCCGGCCUUUAAGUUCUACAAGUAACUACCUGGUAAAUAGCGAGCUGUAAUAAAAUAGUUAGUUAUAAUUGGAUAACAUCAGUGGCAGCUGGUCUCUAAUAGUGUAGACUGGUGUUUGGGCUUUCAACAAGAUGGAUGAGUGUUCAUUAAUUAGCCUUUUAAAUUAAUUAAGGCAGUAAUACAUUGUACUAAAUAAUACAUUUUAGACAACACCUUUGUCAAGAACUUCAUCAAGGUCACAUUACAAUCACAUCAAAAGUGGGACACUCCAAUAGUAUGCAGCAGCGGUGGUUUUAAACCCGGUCAGAUGACAUGUAUCCCUGUGUGUGUGGAGAAAGCUCCAUGUUGUUUUAUUAGGUUUGAUGCCUGGAUGCUUAUCCAAAUGGACCACUUAUUAGCCUUGUAGGAAUGACAUCAAAGUCUCAAGGUAGUGUUUGUCUUUUGUCGUUCUCUGCAUGAUCAAUUCAGCUGUUUGUUUCUGUAGUCCCAGCUGUAUGAAUAUGGUUGAAAUAAAUCAUUAUAGCGCAAAAGGCUUUUUUUGUGCUUCAUCACAUUUCUCUGCACAAUAAGACAUGUUUUUAUCUAUUGUGAUUGAUUGAAUCAAGUGAAAUCAUUGUUAGGUUUAAUAUCCCUGCAUUAUGGAGAAAGUUGUCUUCUAGCAGUCAGAUAGUCUAGUAGCCAUGCAAGCUACGUACAAUGACGUGCUUUGGGGUCCAAUAAGUAAGAGUCAUCUUGUUGCACACAGCUGGUCCCAGUGUAGAAUGUAGAUCAUAUUUUUCCCACCACCCCUCUUCCCCCACCACCCAACCCCUCCCUCAAUCGUUCAAACCUAAACAUUUUCUCAGAGACAGAAAUUCAAAUAAUAGCACUAACACAUCAAUCAGCCGGUAAGCUUGGAGCAGUGCCACAGAAAACAAAAGGCUAGUUUCUACCCCAAUGUAUGAAGUAUGUAUAUAGUUCAGUUCCUCCCACCCUCCUUGUCUGAAUUUCACUUCCGAAAUGUAAGCUGCAAAGUAGACACAUGUUGCAAUAUCAACAGACUACAGCAGGGUUCCCCAACUGGCGGCCCGCGGGUCAAAGGUUUUAUUUGCUAGCCAAGUUUUCUGAGCCAAUUUUUUUUUUAUACACUGAACAAAAAUAGAAACGCAACAUGCAACAAUUUCAAUGAUUUUACUGAGUUACAGUUUAUAUAAGUCAAUUGAAAUAAAUUCAUUAGGCCCUAAUCUAUGGAUUUCACAUGAAUGGGAAUACAGAUAUGCAUCUGUUGGUCACAGAUACCUUCAAAAAAAGGUAGGGUGGUGGAUCAGAAGCCAAGUUUGUUAGUGUGUUGUUACUGUGAGCUGAGAUGCCUGCUAUUUGUCCUAGUCCACGUGAUGAAAUCCCUGCUGGUUUGUGGUUGUUAAAAGACUACCACGGACUACUAAAUGUUUAUAGCAUUGUUGCUUAGAGUGUCGACAAAUGCGGCUUACCUCAGUCCUCUGUAUAAAGUCCAUAGACCAAGAAGUCUAUUUCAACCUUCGCACAUCACAAAACUCUGCUUAGCAUUAAAUAUAUUAACUCCCAAUCUUUCACUCUUCGAUAUCUCUUUUCUCAAUGCUGGCUAGACAUGUGACUAAUAGGUCAGAUGGAUGCAUUCGUACUAGUCUUGAAAUGUUAUUAAGAGUUUUGGAAAGGAUAUUAACUGAUAAUUGCCAGUAAUUUCUGUGGACUAUCUGUUUGGGUACAGGACUUAUUUAAAGGUAUAGUUUGGGAUAAGCCCCUUUAUAUACUUCCCCAAAGUCUGUUUUAUUUAGAGUUAGCAAUUGCAAUGACGCUAGCAACUUCCUUCAAACUGCACUCGGAUACAUAAAAAUUGUAUCCACAAGUUCAUCUGACCCUGGGGAAGUAGAUAAAGGGCCAAAAUUGCCUUAAUUGCCAAAAUCCCGAACUAUCCUGAGGGGGUUGUGUUUGACAACUACCUAUGGAGAGCACUGCAGUCCAGCAAAAGAUCAGUCUUAAAACUCUCAGCUCCACAACCACAAAUUAAACAUCACUCAACACCCUGUCUCUGUGUUGGCCAACAGUUCUGUGUGUGUUUGAUUGAUGGAAAGUCUGUUUUAUGUCUACCUGUUAAGGGAUAGGAAAUAAAGAAACUACUUUGUUGAUUGAAGUAGUCACUUAGGGUGAUUGGCUCUUCUGAGAAAUGCACGAUUAGUACACUUUAGUUGAUUUUAUGGCUGAUAACAACAUGUCAUAUACUUUCUCCUGUUAUGAUUAUGCUUUACAUUUAUGGUUGCAGUUAUUUUCAGAGUGCAAAAUGAUAUAGUGAAGUAUUCCAGUGACUGUUAGAUUCUAGGUCUCAACCAAUGGCCUUUUUUGGACUCACUCAACCAUAGCCAUGUGAUUAAAGGGAUACUUUGAGAUUUUGGCAAUGAGGCCCUUUGUAGUUCCCCAGCAUACUAGCAGAUACCCAUAGACUUCCAGUCAUUGUGCUAACGCUAGUUAGCAUUGGCUCGCGAAACUACCUCUAACUUCCUUCAUGUUGGGCACAGAGACAUACAAAUUCAUCUGACUCUGGGGAAGUAGAUAAAGUAGAUACAUACAGUGCAUUCGGAAAGCAUUCAGAACCCUUGACUUUUUCCACAUUUUGUUACAUUACAACAUUAUUCUAAAAUUGAUUAAAUUGUUUUUUUUCCCUCAUCAAGCUACACACAAUACCCCAUAAUGACACGUUGUAGAAACAUCUCAAGGAUGAUCAAUGGAAACAGGAUGCACCUGAGCUCAAUUUUGGACUCUCAUAGCAAAGGGUCUGAAUCCUUAUGUAAAUAAGGUAUUUUGUUGAUAUUUCUUUAUACAUUUCAGCAAAAAAUGUAAAGCCUGUUUUCACUUUGGAUUAUGGAUUAUUUCGAUGAGGAGAUUGAUGAGAAAAUUAUGUAAUCCUUUUUUGAAUAAGGCUGUAACGUAACAAAAUGUGGAAAAAGUCAAGGGGUCUGAAUACUUUCCGAAUGCACUGUAUCCCUUUAAGUCCAAUUGCCUCCUCUGCUUCAGCAUUUUUAUGGGCCAUUUUUGUCUCCCUGUGUUUUUUUGUAACAUAUGCUAUUCCAUGUUCCAUCGACUUGCUAACUGCAGAGUAGAAACCCACAAAGAGCAACAAUUUCAACUCAGUGGGGCAGAAAGGGAAGUUAGGAAUGACUCAGCUUUCCAAGGGUCUUAUUACUGUAUCUACAUUUUCUCUCUGCCACGUUUGUGUGUCCGGAUAAAAAAUUGAUUGCUACUUACCCCUGCCAAACUAAUGAGAGGUAGCAUAAUAAUUAUGUAAAUCUAAGAAAUACUUAAGCACUCUGGAGAUAUUUCUAUUGAAACCAUAAAGGCAUACAAAGCUCUCUUCAAAACCUCUUCUCUCCAUUUCAAAAGUCUCUGCUUUAAAUUCGAUACUGUUUUGUCCUGCUCUGACCCUUACGUGACAAUAAUCCUCUCGACUACAUACUCCACCCCUCCUGAAAUUAAAUUGUAUGCAAUGAUCUGUAUAUUCGGAGUGUGAGAUUAAAAUGACUUCCUAUUCAAAUGUAUUCAGAGGAUGCAUUUGGUCUACAAUUUUAUUUGCUCUCUUGCGAGCGAGCAGCAGAUUUCUGGGCUACAGUGCCACACUGUGACUGCUCAUCCUUGUCCCCCCUCCCUCCCUCCCUCCUCUCACGUAGGGGCCUCUCCAUGGUGAACCAGGCCAGCAGACAGGCGGCAGGGUGGCAGCCCAGACCCUCAGGCAGCUGUCACUGUGAUUUCCCCUUCUCCUCUAAUUCCCUACCUCCUCUUUUCUAUCACUCCUUGGAACACGCCAUCCCAGCUCCUUGACCCUAAGCUGCCUGUCAACCCACUGCCACCCUCAGCCCGUCAACUUGAUUUAACAGACACGUCCCGUGCUGAGGAAACUUCAGUCAAAGUGCCACUCAUGGUUUGUUAUUAAGAUGAUGUGAUGCACACAAGAGAGAGUAAAGAGAGUUCCUAGUUGUGUUGUUAGAGUCGAAGCAGCUGUGUUGUGUAACCUAGGCAUCCCUUGCCUGAUCAAACAGCUUGUAGCUAGAGAUCCCUACUUCCGCUGGCAGUUACCAUGGUAUCCCUUCAGGAGGACAGAUGGACAUGUCAAAGCUGUUGCCAAUUUAGGCCUACCUUUGUCUUCUUCUUCAAAACCUCCUCUGUAACUACACAGUUACUCUUAGAUAACUUUAUAACUGUUAAUACACAGUACCUAUUCCUUUCUACAGUCCCAUGCUCUGCUUUAUUAUAACCUUUGACCCCUUCUUUCUGCAGUUGGGAUGAGAGCAGCUCUAUCAGCAGUGGGCUCAGCGAUGGCUCUGUAGACAACCUCAGCUCUGAAGAGUUCAACGCCAGCUCCUCCCUCAACUCCCUGCCCACCACACCCCUCGGCUCCAGACGCAACUCCUCUGUCAUGGUGAGUAAAGGCCACAUUCAAUCACAACAACCUUAGCUAGGUUUAUGCACUUCUGUUUACAAACAAUGGAGGCUACUAUCUGCACACACACACAGUAAGCAGAUACUGGUAUUUUGAGAAAAUCAUACUCUAGUAGAUUUAAGGGAACAACUUGUUUCUGUUUGAGUUAUGGAAGAACACAGUUAAAUAAGUCCUUUGUCCUCAAAAGUUUACGUCAGUAUUUCAGACUGACAUUGCACCCAUUGCCCCGUCUCACUGUCCUCCUGCCUGCCUGUGUCUUUGAUUCACCCUCUGCAGAAGCGUGUCAAAUCUGCCUGAGUCAUUUGGGUCCCAAAGAAGCAGUUCACAUGACAGACACUGCAAUGUCAUUAAAUCAGAAAUAGUUUAAGUGUUACUAGAUUAAAUGAACUCAUUAGGAAUUUGGGGCACCACGGGUUUGAGAGUGUGAUUUGAAGGAGUCAGGCGCAGGAGGGUAAAUCACAGAAUACAGAGUUUAUUCCGUAGUACACAGUUACGCUGGAUAGCGUCAACAGUCCUGUGUGCAAAACAGGUGCACUGGAACAAAUACAGGCACACGGGGAAAAUAUACCCCGGCAAUACAACGUACAGGUAGCUCCACCGAGCUACACUCAUCUCACAUGAAACAAUCACCCACAAGGACAAGGGGGCAGAGGGAACACUUAUACAUGUACUAAUGAGGGGAAUAUGAACCAGGUGUGUGUAAUUGACAAGACAAGACAAAUGGAAUGAUGAGAUAUGGAGCGGCAGUGGCUAGAUGGCCAGUGACGACGAACGCCGAAGGCUGCCCGAACAAGGAGGGGAGGCAGCUUCGGAGGAAGUCGUGACAUUACCCUCCCCAUUGACGCGCAGCUCCAGCAGGAGGACGCGGAGCAAGGCGAGCCGGAUGGUGAGGAGAGACACAUGAAACGAGGGGUUAAACGUAAUCAGGGGGGAGUAAUAACCUAUAGGUAACCUCGUUGAUUCUCCUCAGGACUUUGAACGGACCCACAAACCGCGGCCUCAGCUACCGGCAGGGCAGGCGGAGGGGCAGAUUCCGGGUCGAGAGCCAGACCCGAUCACCCGGUACGAAGACCGGGGCCUCACUGCGGUGGUGGUCAGCGUUGGCCUUCUGACGACGCACGGCACGUUGGAGGUGGACGUGGGCAGCGUCCAACGUCUCCUCCGCGCACCGAAACCAAUCAUCCACUGCAGGAGCCUCGGUCUGGCUCUGGUGCCACGGUGCCAGAACCGGUUGGUAACCUAAAACACAUUGGAAUGGUGUUAGGUUAGUGGAGGAGUGACGGAGAGAGUUCUGGGCAUAUUCGGCCCAUGGCAAGAACACCGACCACUCCUCCGGCCGGUCCUGGCAGUAGGACCGCAGGAACCUACCCACAUCCUGAUUCACCUGUUCCACCUGCCCAUUAGACUCGGGGAGGAAACCAGAGGUCAGGCUGACCGAGACCCCCAGACGUUCCAUGAAUGCCUUCCAGACCUUGGAUGUGAACUCUGGACCUCGGUCAGACACUAUAUCCUCUGGUACCCUGUAGUGCCGGAAGACGUGUGUAAACAGGGCCUCCACAGUUUGCAGGGCCAUGGGGAGACUGGGCAGAAGAAGGAGGCAGCAGGCCUUGGAAAAGCGGUCCACAAUGACCAGGAUGGUGGUGUUACCUUGGGAGAGGGGAAGAUCAGUCAGGAAAUCAACACUCAGAUGAGACCAUGGUCGUUGUGGAACUGGUAAAGGUUGUAACUUACCCGCUGGGAGGUGCCUAGGUGCCUUACUCUGGGCGCACACUGAGCAGGAGGAGACAUACACCCUCACGUCCUUAGCCAAGGUAGGCCACCAGUACUUUCCAGUCAGGCAGCACACUGUACGACCGAUAGAUCAGAUGAUCACGGAUAAGAGCAGGCACGUACUGCAGCCCAGCUGGACACUGAGGUGGAGAUGGCUCUGUGCGUAACGCCUGCUCUAUAUCCGCGUCCAUCGCCCAUACUACCGGCGCCACAAUGCAGGAGGCCGGGAGUAUGGGGGUGUUGUCUCUGGGCCUCUCCUCUGUGUCAUACAGCCGUAACAAUGCGUCUGCCUUCAUGUUCUUCGUACCCGGGAUGUAUGAUCGUGUGAAAUCAAACCGGGUGAAGAUUCAGCCUCCUCGCUGCCCGGAUGUACACCAGGUUACGGUGGUCCGUCCAGACGAGGAAAGGGUGUUUCGCCCCUUCGAGCCAAUGCCUCCACACGGUCAGGGCUCAGACAACAGCCAACAGCUCCUGAUCACCAAUGUCGUAGUUCUGCUCCGCCGGGCUGAGCUUCUUAGAGAAGAAGGCACAGGGGUGGAGCUUGGGUAGCGUGCCCGAGCGUUUAGAUAGGACAGCGCCUAUCCCUACCUCGGACGCAUCCACCUCCACUACGAACGGUAGUGAUGGAUCAGGGUGGGCCAGUACCGGGGCUGAGGUGAACAGACCCCUCAGGUUACUGAAGGCCCUGUCUGCCUCAGCAGACCAGCGGAGCCGGGAAGGCCCACCCUUCAACAGAGAUGUAAUGGGAGCUGCGACCUUGCCAAAGCCUCGGAUAAACCUCUGAUAGUAGUUGGCGAAGCCAAGAAAGUGCUGCACCUCGGCCAAUUACGCACGGCUGAAAUGUGAUCUCCCUCCAUCUCCACACCUGAGGUGGUAAUGCGGUAUCCGAGGAAGGAGACAGGCCGCUGGAAAAACAUACACUUCUCUGCCUUGGCAUAAAGGUCAUUUUCCAACAGUCGGGCCAGCACUUUGCGAACCAGGGACACAUGCUCGGUGCACGUAGCGGAAUAUACCAGAAUGUCAUCGAUGUAGACCACUACACCACGACCAAGCAUGUCCCGAAACACCUCGUUCACAAAGGACUGGAAGACGGAUGGAGCAUUCAUCAAACCAUAGGGCAUCACCAGGUAUUCAUAAUGCCCCGAGGUUGUGCUGAAUGCUGUCUUCCACUCAUCCCCCUCUCGGAUACAAACCAGGUUGUACGCACUCUGAUAUCUAAUUUGAAGCAGAAGCGCGCCCCAUGCAUUGACUCGAUCACAGAAGGAAUGAGGGGGAGAGGAUAACUCAAUCUUAUUGUCUCCUUGUUCAGUAGUCGAUAAUCAAUGCAAGGGCGCAGACCGCUGUCUUUCUUCUUCACAAAAAAGAAACUUGAGGAGGCGGGACGCAGGGAUUCGGUGACGUAUGUUUCCAUCCAUUUUUUUGGGUCUCCCGGACGCGGCCGGCUACGACAGAGCCUGGAUUCGAACCAGGAUCUCUAGUGGCACAGAUAGCACUGCGAUGCAGUGCCUUAGACCACUGCGCCACUCGGGAAGUUACAAUGUCCUUAUUCUUAGUUGUCUGUUUACUUUCAUUCAUUCUGGAAGUGGUCUUCUGAGGACGACUAAUCAGCCGUGUUAAUUAUCCUUUUUGGGGUGAUGAGAGCAGUGUAAUAGACGAUGGUUUGAAGAGAGGAAAAGGAUGGUCCCACUUAAAUUCACCUUCUUAGAUACAGUACUUAGAACAGCUACUCAGCCAUAACAUUGAUCGUUAGCGGAGGCAACUUUGUCGUCUUCACCUCGUGUUGAUCUUCAGGGUCGGAACCAAUAUGGACAAAAGCUGCAGCUUGAGGUCCGUCUAGUCUGAUCUGAUAAUUCUUAUCUCAAUCUUUAUGCACUUUGGUAAAGAGGGGCGUUUACGUCAUACUGACAUGCUGUCUGAGCUCCCUCGGCGUGGCUAGUUACGAGGCAAAAGUAUUAUUAUCACUAUGAUUUUGUUAGAAAGCUAAAAUCACAUUCCUAUCUUCACGAAAACAUUGUCUUCCUCCUUGAUAUUUUCUACCCAAGGUAAAGGAUGUAAGCCUGAUAUCCACAGUGUAAAAGCUCUUCAAGUCACAAUGUUUUCAUUAUAACGCCUUUAUAAAAUUUUGAAUGACAUCACAAAAUAUACAUUAAUUUUCUUUAUUCCAUUUCUCAUCAUUCCCAAUGUUUGGAUGUUGAAAUAUAUUGUCCCAAUGUUCAUUGUUGGAUGUUGAAGUUUUUGGGCGGCAAAAGUCUCUGAAACAAAGGACAUUCCUUUCACCAUACUAGGAUGCCAGAGAUAGAUUCUCCUAUCUCUAAUUUAUGGCAGUAUUAAGGUGUCAAGACCGGCGCAGUGGGUUAGAGGGUCUGGUUGUUGUCGGCCAUUUGCCAAGCUGAUGUGAGGCCUUUGAUCCUCACCCAAGGAGAGUCAUGACAAUGUGUUAUUGUGCACCACUGAAAGUUGUUUACAGCAAUGGGCUGCCCCAUUACCCACUCAUUUGAAAUCAAAGUGAUGUUUAAAAUUUUUAUUUAACACUGCAACAUCAUUCAUCCAACUUACAGUUGGUGGAAAUCUGAACUAGAUUUAAAGUCAAUUUUGUAGAUAGUUGACCCACUUUUGGUAGGUGACCUCUCAGGGGAAUAAACAGUCACUGAUAUCGCUUCAUAAGGCACUUCAAAUAGCCCUUUAGUAACCCCUUCACUAACCCUCACAUCACAAAUGAUAAAUGCAAACUUUCAGUAAUCAAUUACGUUUUGAGAAUACAGUACAUAUCUUAUUCUUCAUUGGCGUGGUAAGUACAGAGGUUCUCACUCUAUCCACAGGUGAAAAAUGCUUUUCAGACGGCUUGUCAAUUCUGGUGUUACUGUGGCAACACUGAUUCUUUCUUCUGUUCUCCUCCUCGUCCCAGAGAGAGCAUAUUGAUGAAGCAUGGGGAUUAGUAUAGCUGACUGAGCCAUCUGUCACUAUAUCACGUUAUGAGGAGCGCUGCCAAGACACACUGUGCCCAAUUCUCAAAGCAGCUAUAUACAGUAGACAUACAGUACAUUUUCCAGUGUAGCACCUGUCUAGAAAGAGUUUAGUUUUUUUCUGUGAUCAUAUUUUUGGAUGAUAGCUUACCACAGAAUUUCCCUGUCAUGGCUUAGUUGGUUUCAUGCUGUAGUUACUUGUACACUAAAGCAGUGUCAACCUUGUAUUAACAAACACUUCAGGGAUGGAUUAGGUGAAACAGCAUUGUGUCCAUGUUGUUUUAAUAAAUGAGUUUGGUGGUGCUUAACGAAGAGAAUAGCUGUGACUCAGUAGUUGUGCCCUACAGGAUGGUACUAUAUUGUUUUGGUCACUCCCAGCCUUGCCCGCUGUGCAGAAUAUUAUCAUAAGGAAAGGUCACAGUGAAUAAUUCUCAGUUGGUUCUAGUUUAAUUGGGCAGUUAAUAAUGUGCCUACCCUGCAUACGAUGAAAGAGCAGUACUUAUGUUACAGGGUUGCAGCCUGCAAAGAAGCCAGUUAUUUUCCCCGCUUAGAAAGAGGAGGGCAUUGAAAAACAGUGGUAAAAUAGCAGAGGCAAAAUGUUGGCAUUUGGAACCGAGUAAAUCAGCCCAGACUUACCAAGUUUUCAUGUAGCACAUGUCACCCGAAAUGCAUGUCACGAGUAUGUACUGUAAUGUGCCUUGAAAAUGUCAAGUCAAAACUCUGAUCAUCCAUGACGCACCAACAUUUGUGGGAUUCAAGAGAACACAUGAGCCAUGAUGCAUCCUUUCUAGUUCAAAUUACUACUGGGGUGAAAGUCUCAGUGACUUCAGAAAGAUCUCUGGUGUUAUACAGAAUAGGCUUAUCAGUACCUCCCACAUGCUCGCCCUGUGGAAUGCAGACAGACACAGACGGGACAGCAGAGAUUACUGAGCGUAAACUGAGGGUCUUCCACAGAUAACAAACACAGUAUCACACACACACAUAAACCUGGGUGUCUCUCACAUGACUCCAAAUAUUCAAUUUCAUUUCAGGAAAUGUAAAACUUCAAAAUAAAUAAAUAAAUGGUACUUUUUAAUUCCUAAAUCUGAAUUUCGAUGAAUCUUCUUCAUUGACUAAACUGACAUGGAAUUGACUCUAACCGUGUGUUUCCUAUUGUGACCCAGUGGAGGCUGCUGAGGGGAGGAGGCUCAUAAUAAUGGCUGGAACGGAGCUAAUGGAGUGGCAUCAAACACAUGGAAACCAUGUGUUUGAUGUAUUUGAUACCAUUCCACCAAUUCCGCUCCAGCCAUUACCACGAGCCCAUCCUCCCCAAUUAAGGAGCCACCAACCUCCUGUGUUGUGACCAUAUAAAUAGAAUAAAUACUUCCAUUUGCAGAGCACUUCAUGUUGAUGGUUAUGUCCCUGUCCUCAUGCAGCUCCGCACCGAUGCUGAGAAGCGCUCCCUGGUGGAGAGUGGCCUGUCCUGGUACAGCGAGGAUGCCAAGGCUGCACGCAAGAUGGACGGGAGCAGCUACGAGACGGGGAGCCUCAAAACCGAGACCCCCAGCAAGUGGAGGAAGUCCUCCAGACCCAUGGAGGGUGCUAGUGAGGAUGCGGGGGUCAAGGGGGAACUGAGGAAGCCCCAGAACCUGGGUCAGCCAGGGAACUUUAAAAAGGGGCGCAACCCUCCUGUGGGCGUGACCUCACCCAUUACCCACACCUCUCAGAGCGUCUUGAAAGUGGCAGGUGAGAUUGGAUCAUUUUUGUUUUCUCUCUCUCCCUCUCGGACCUACUUCUCACACUCAGACAUCCACACAUUUCUCUAUACAUUAAACACAUUUUUUGGGGUCCAGUCCUGUUGAGUUGGAAGUAACUUAGCAGUUUGAUGAUUAAGUAUGCCAUCAUUAUACAACCCCUAUUACUAGCCUGUUCAACCUCUCUUUCAUAACGUCUGAGAUCCCCAGAGAUUGGAAAGCUGCCGCGGUCAUCCCCGUCUUCAAAGGGGGUGACACUCUAGAUCCAAACUGUUACAGACCUAUAUCGAUCCUGCCCUGCCUUUCUAAAGUUUUUGAAAGCCAAGUUAACAAACAGAUCACCGACCAUUUCGAAUCCCACCGUACCUUCUCCGCUAUGCAAUCCGGUUUCCGAGCUGGUCAUGGGUGCACCUCAGCCACGCUCAAGGUCUUAAACGAUAUCAUAACCUCAAUCGAUAAUAGACAGUACUGUGCAGCCGUCUUCAUCGACCUGGCCAAGGCUUUCGACUCUGUCAACCACCGCAUUCUUAUUGGCAGACUAAAUAGCCUUGGUUUCUCAAAUGACUGCCUCGCCUGGUUCACCAACUACUUCUCAGAUAGAGUUCCAUGUGUCAAAUCGGAGGACCUGUUGUCUGGACCUAUGGCAGUCUCUAUGGGGGUGCCACAGGGUUCAAUUCUCGGGCCGACUCUUUUCUCUGUGUAUAUCAAUGAUGUCCCUCUUGCUGCUGGUGACUCUCAGAUCCACCUCUACGCAGACGACACCAUUUUGUAUACAUCUGGCCCUUCAUUGGACACUGUGUUAACAAACCUCCAAACGAGCUUCAAUGCCAUACAACACUCCUUCCGUAGCCUCCAACUGCUCUUAAACACUAGUAAAACUAAAUGCAUGCUCUUCAAUCGAACGCUGCUGGCACACGCCCACCCGACUAGUAUCACUACUCUCGGCGGGUCUGACCUAGAGUAUGUGGACAACUACAAAUACCUAGGUGUCUGGUUAGACUGUAAACUAUCCUUCCAGACUCACAUUAAGCAUCUCCAAUCCAAAGUUAAAUCUAGAAUCGGCUUCCUAUUUCGCAACAAAGCCUCCUUCACUCAUGCAGCCAAACAUGCCCUCGUUAAACUGACUAUCCUACCGAUCCUUGACUUUGGCGAUGUCAUUUACAAAAUAGCCUCCAACCACUCUACUCAGCAAAUUGGAUGUAGUCUAUCACAGUGCCAUCCGUUUUGUCACCAAAGCCCCAUAUACUACCCACCACUGUGACCUGUACGCUCUUGUUGGCUGGUCCUCACUACAUAUUCGUCGCCAAACCCACUGGCUCCAGGUCAUCUAUAAAUCACUGCUAGGCAAAUCCCCGCCUUAUCUUAGCUCAUUGGUCACCAUAGCAACACCCACCCGUAGUAUGCAGGUAUAUCUCACUGGUCAUCCCCAAAGCCAACAACUCCUUUGGCCGCCAUUCCUUCCAGUUCUCUGCUGCCAAUGACUGGAACGAACUGCAAAAAUAUCUGAAGCUGGAGACUCUUAUCUCCCUCACUAACUUUAAGCAUCAGUUGUCAGAGCACCUUACCGAUCACUGCACCUGUACACAGCUCUUCUGAAAUUAGCCCACCCAACUACCUCAUCCCCAUAUUGUUAUUUAUUUUGCUCAUUUGCACCCCAGUAUCUCCAUUUGCACAUCAUCUCUUGCACAUAUAUCAUUCCAGUGUUAAUACUAAAUUGUAAUUAUUUUGCACUAUGGCCUAUUUGUUGCCUUACCUCCAUAACUUGCUACAUUUGCACACACUGUAUAUAUAUUUUUCUGUUGUAUUUUUGACUUUAUGUAUUUUUUACCCCAUAUGUAACUCUGUGUUGUUGUUUUUUAUCGCACUGCUUUGCUUUAUCUUGGCCAGGUCGCAGUUAUAAAUGAGAACUUGUUCUCAACUGGCUUACCUGGUUAAAUAAAGGCGAAAUAAAAUAAAAAAUGAAAUAAAAAAUAUUCCAAGUGAGUGCUAUACAGGAAAGACUUUAAGGGUUUUUACUUCAUGCGUUAAUAAAGAGUGUGUUUGUGUUAAAGUAGAAGUAUAAAUGGCGAGGAAACAUAGGGAAGAAACAUGAAUGUUCACUUGUUUUGCAAGAUAUCCUUGUCAUCCAUAACCUCCCCUAAAUGGAUUCCACAUGGAAAAUCAAGUCUGUUUGUAGAGUAGCAACAGCCAGCGGAUAUCUGCUUGAUAUCAAAUGAAAUGUAGCAAGGCACUCUGGCUCUCUGUGCCAGUUUGAUUGGUAGGUCUACUGUAGUACUGUACAGGAACACUGAGAAUACAUUAUACUGUACAGGAACACUGAGAAUGCAUUAUACUGUACAGGAACACUGAGAAUGCAUUAUAAUGUACAGGAACACUGAGAAUACAUUAUACUGUACAGGAACACUGAGAAUACAUUAUACUGUACAGGAACACUGAGAAUACAUUAUACUGUACAGGAACACUGAGAAUGCAUUAUACUGUACAGUGUAUUCCAUGCAGAACUGGGCUCAUCUUUGUGGGUUUCCCUCUUGGUUCAUCUUCCUAUGUUUCUUGUCAAAAACAAACUGACUUCAGAGAAUCACUGUCUGUGAAGCAUUUUCAGUUUUUGAACAUAUUUUCAUAUUUUUGCAUUACCUUAAUUUGAAGACUAUGGAUAUUUCAUGAACCUUCAUGGGCAGAAUCAGUGGAAAAAUGAAACUUAAACAGAAACCAACACAGUAUAGUGCACAGUGCAGCAUGACAUUUCAAAUGGCCAGUGUGUGUUUGUGAAUAUCUUUAUGAAUGGUGUCUUUUAAGACUGGAUCUGCUGCUAUAUGACUGCUGCUAUUGAGGCAGCAUAUCCCCUAAAUCAGCUUUUUCUCUGAUUCAUAGUUUAAUUAAAUAAAUAUUUUCAGACUGAGACAUAGGAAGAGUGUGCAGUGUAGUGUAUUACCUUUUACACAGAUUACAAUGAUGUGUAGUGACUCAUCCGUCUGAUCACUGCAGUUAAAUUUCCUGACUGAUGCAAUUUAUUGCAAUGCCCUCUACCACGUAUUUAGCUGAUUUAAUGUGGCUGAUUAUAAGGAGGUUCUAAGUGUCCAUUAUGUUUUUUGGCAUCAUUCUCUAGGAUAAAAAUGCAGUCUUGAGAUAUUCACACACAUAGAGUAUUUUGUUUUUACCCCCCCCCCCCCCCACCAAUCAAUUAUGCUGCUCUAUAUGUCUGAUUGUAUCUUGCUCUCCAAUGAUGGUUGCCAAGUGAGGAUUUUAUACAUGGGAAAGACUGGGAGCUAUUUUACUAGGGUUUGCUUUUGCUUUGUCAACUCGCUUUCUCCAUUUCUCCCUUUCCCUGACUGAGUAACAUGAACUGUUACUUUAUGCGCCUGUGAUAUAAGAGCAAUCAUUUAUGCACUGAUGUGUCUGAAAAACAUUAAGCAUGUCAAUUUGAGUAACUUGUCCAUUACAAGUUGCCAGAAUAAUGUCAAUGCACAAUCCACAGAGUGCCAUUAAUAAAACGACCAACUUUUCCCUCAUUUUGUCCGGUCGCCAAAGUUAUUGGGCGUUGCAUUUCUUCACGUCUUGGUCAAGGGCCCAGUUUGUCACACAGACCGGUCUCCAAUACUUUAGAUAGAUUUGUGUAUCUGUAUGUCGGUGACUCGCCCUCUUCAUAUAAACCAUCUGUUAGUAAAUACAGAUGUUUCUUGCUUGUACGUUGACUCUGCUCUAAUAACAUGAGUUUAUAUGCAGCUGCUUUCAUGUGACCAAAUUUAGCCAUUUAGCCAUAUUGUAUGGUUCUGGUCAUCGAUGACUCCUCUGAUUCCAACUGAUUUCUCUGAUUCAUCCAACAUUAGUCACAAUGAUUUCAUCCUCAUCCAGCCAGUUCACUGAUGCUUUCUUUUACUCUUUCGAUAUUUCUGGGUAGGUUCACAUUCAGCUGCACUCAUUAUCACAGCUUAUUAGCCGACAGAUAAUUACUCUGUAAUGUAAUCUCAUCUAAACUCUAUAUCUAUCUAUCUCUGUGUCUGCAGCACCAAAGUGUGACCACAAGGUGGUGGACAAGACCAAGAUGUCUGUGAAGGCUGCUGGGCUGCAGCGCUCCCGUUCCGACGCCGGGAGAGAACACCUCCCGGAGCACCGGGAACACCGCAAGCCCCCGUCAGGCCUGGUCAAGCCCUCCGCCGGGGCCUCGUUUGGCUACAAGAAGUCCCCAACUACCGGCACUGCCACCGUCAUGACAGCAGGGGGCAGCACCAUCUCUAGUGGCUCUGCCACCGUGGGCAAGAUGCCCAAGUCCUCUGGCAUCCCUGUGAAGCCGAUGGGUGUAGGAGGGGGAGGAAGAGGGGGGCAUAAGAACAGCUUUGACGCCACAGGCAGUGAGGAGGGGGGCUUUCUGGGGCCCAACGCACGUAACAGCCUCCAGUACCGCAGCCUGCCGCGCCCUGCCAAGUCCAGCACCCUCAGCCUGAUCGGCCGCCCUGGGUCGGCCCGGCCCGCCAGCAGCAGCAUCGACUCCAGCCUGCUGAGCCUGAAGCCUGUCUCCAUGGCCUGCCCUGGCCCCAAGGGGAAAGAGCCCGGCAGUGGAAGCACUAAGGGGGCCAGUCGAGGCGGGAGCACAGGCCCUGUCAACCAGACAGACCGGGAGAAGGAGAAGGAGAGAGCUAAGGCCAAGGCAGUGGCGUCUGAUAUGGACUCCCUGUGUGGCUCCCUGAAAAUGGAAGACUGUCAGGGGGAUUCUACUGGGGAGGCCAGCACCAAACUGCAGGGACUUCGGAGGGCCAGUAGCAGCAAAUACCCCGAGCUCUCCUCGCCCACCACUCAGAGGUAAAUUCACCAUCAUGAUACAUUCUCACACUGUUAAAGUCCUACAGUACGUUAAAUGGUUCAACUUUUAGUAACAGUACUCCUUUUGCUGUGGUAUGGUGUUUCUAGAAUCAGCUAUGUAGUCAUGUGUUAGUAUUGACUCAGUUUGCUCAGCUGAAUGUUCUAAGACAUUUUAUGAAGAGUUGCUGUGUAAUGUUUCUUAACCACUUAAACCGCUUAAAAUAGACAUAUGAGAACAACACCGCAAGAAAACAAGGAACUGGCAUUUUGUGUGCUGUGUUUUGCACUCAUGUCUUAUUCAUGCCAGCCUGAGAACAGGACCAGACCAGUAGGGUUUCUGGAGCCGUCCUGGUGCUGUAUGGUGCUGGAUCUGACAUUCUGUGUCUCGUGUCUAAUUCAUAGGAUGCUGAGCUGCAAGUCUCUGGGUCGGCCACCCAGCCUUGCCCACCUGGACAAGGUCAACUCCAACAGCCUGGAUUCGUGUGUGACCAUCCAGGACCUCCCUCCCAAAGUGCCCCCCUACUCUAAGCUCCAGGACCUGGCCGGGUCCGGGUCACGCAGCCCGGCCCCCCGGGGCCUCACCCCUAGCCCAGCCCCCGUCCUGCACUUGGACUCCCCCAGCUGCUACCCCAGCCAGACCCUGUCCCUGGGGGGCUCUCCACUGCUGUACCCCAAACUGUCUGGCCUGCACCGUAGCAUGGAGUCCCUGCCCCUCACCAUGAGUGUUCCUCCCAGUGGAGGAUAUAUCCGGGCAGAGUCCCGAGACAGGGACAGCGAUAGGGAGGAGAUGAGGGGCACAGGGACCUGGGGUGCUGGGAGCAGGACCUCCCUCAAUCUCCCAGAUAGGUGGGUCUCGACAGGAGUAACACCAUGAUGAUGGGGUGGCAUGGGUUGGGUAACCCUGUGCUUGUGGGGGGUGUCUUCACCAGUCUCACUAACGCAGCAGUCAGUAUCUGUAUGUAGCAACGUAGAAUGAUCAAACUAUGCUACCUUAUUUCUACUGCAACUGAGAUAUUAUUAAUAGCAAGAGGUUCUGUGAUUGAACCAAAAAAAAUCUACAGGUUUACCACUGGUUGAUCAUGGAUUGUUUGAUAGCAGAAAAGGUCAUCUUUGUUUUCUUUCUCUACCAGUUUGCAAACAGACAGGAACACCUUACCUAAGAAAGGAUUAGGGUAUGUCAAGUAAGUUUCUCAUAGUUUCCCGCCACAUUUGCUUAAUCAAAUGAUGUAGUAUCUUAAUCGUCCUAGGCGCAUGUUUAAUUGUUGCUCUCUUCUCCAUGUCCUGCUCCAGUCGCUACAGCUCUGGUCCGUCUGAGGGUCAGUCGGAGGGGAAGGAGAGGCGUCACUCCCACACUGCAGUGAGCCUGACGGAGAGCGAGAGCCCCCCUCAGCUGCCAUCGCCCACCCACAUGCCACACCUCUCCUCUGGCAAGGCCGUCCUCACUAACGUCGGUGAGUCUCAGUCUACUUUCGUCCAUCUACUGUCCUCCAGCUCCAAUGACUGACUGACAAACUCUGUCUAACUCUAAACUCUCAUUUCGAAAGAAAAUCUAUUUAUUUUGUCCAUUAAAAUAACAUCAAAUUGAUCAGAAAUACAGUGUAGACAUUUUUAAUAUUGUAAAUGGCUAUUGUAGACUCCGGGAUGCUGACCUUCUAGGCAGAGUUGCAAAGAAAAAGCCAUAUCUCAGACUUGCCAGUAAAAAUAAAAGAUUAAGAUGGGCAGUCUGAGAUAUACAGUUGAAGUCGGAAGUUUACAUACACCUUAGCCAAAUACAACGAAACUCAUUUAUUCACAAUUCCUGACAUUUAAUCCUAGUAAAAAUUCCCUGUCUUAGGUCAGUUAGGAUCACCACUUUAUUUUAAGAAUGUGAAAUGUCAGAAUAAUAGUAAAGAUAAUUAUUUAUUUCAGCUUUUAUAUCUUUCACCACAUUCCCAGUGGGUCAGAAGUUUACAUACACUCAAUUAUAAUUUGGUAGCAUUGCCUUUACAUUGUUUAACUUGGGUCAAAUGUUUCGGGUAGCCUUCCACAAGCUUCCCACAGUAAGUUGGGUGAAUUUUGGCCCAUUCCUCCUGACAGAGCUGGUGUAACUGAGUCAGGUUUGUAGGCCUCCUUGCUCGCACACGCUUUUUCAGUUCUGCCCACAAUUUUUCCUUAGGAUUGAGGUAAGGGCUUUGUGAUGGCUACUCCAAUACCUUGACUUUGUUGUCCUUAAGCCAUUUUGCCACAACUUUGGAAGUAUGCUUGGGGUCAUUGUCCAUUUGGAAGACCCAUUUGUGACCAAGCAUUAACUUCCUGACUGAUGUCUUGAGAUGUUGCUUCAAUAUAUCCACAUACUUUUCCUUCCUCAUGAUGCUAUCUAUUUUAUGAAGUGCACCAGUCCCUCCUGCAGCAAAGCACCCCCACAGCAUGAUGCUGCCACCCCCGUGCUUCACAGUUGGGAUGGUGUUCUACGGCUUGCAAGACCCCCCUUUUUCCUCCAAACAUAACGAUGGUCAUUAUGGCAAAACAGUUCUAUUUUUGUUUCAUCAGACCAGAGGACAUUUCUCCAAAAAGUACGAUCUUUGUCCCCAUGUGCAGUUGCAAACCGUACUCUGGCUUUAUUAUGGCGGUGUUGGAGCAGUGGCUUCUUCCUUGCUGAGCGGCCUUUCAGGUUAUGUCGAUAUAGGACUCGUUUUACUGUGGAUAUGGAUGCUUUUGUACCUGUUUCCUCCAGCAUCUUCACAAGGUCCUUUGCUGUUGUUCUGGGAUUGAUUUGCACUUUUCACACCAAAGUACGUUCAUCUCUAGGAGACAGAACGUGUCUCCUUCUCGAGUGGUAUGAUGGCUGCGUGGUCCCAUGGUGUUUAUACUUGCGUACUAUUGUUUGUACAGAUGAACGUGAUACCUUCAGGCGUUUGAAAAUUGCUCCCAAGGAUGAACCAGACCUUUGGAGGUCUACAAUUCUUUUUCUGAGGUCUUGGCUGAUUUCUUUAGAUUUUCCCAUGAUGUCAAGCAAAGAAGCACUGAGUUUGAAAGUAGGCCUUGAAAUACAUCCACAGGUACACCUCCAAUUGACUCAAAUUAUGUCAAUUAGCCUAUCAGAAGCUUCUAAAGCCAUGACAUCAUUUUCUGGAAUUUUCCAAGUUGUUUAAAGGCACAGUAAACUUCUGACCCACUGGAAUUGUGAUACAGUGAAUUAUAAGUGAAAUAAUCUGUCUGUAAACAAUUGUUGGAAAAAUUACUUGUGUCAUGCACAAAGUAGAUGUCCUAACCGACUUGCCAAAACUAUAGUUUGUUAACAAGAAAUUUGUGGAGUGGUUGAAAAAUGAGUUUUAAUGACUCCAACCUAAGUGUAUGUAGACUUCCAACUUCAACUGUAUGUACACUAUAUGACCAAAAGUAUGUGGACACCUGCUCGUCUAACAUCUCAUUCCAAAACCCUUUACUGCCGCUCUUCUGGGAAGGGUUUCCACUGCUGCAGGGACUUGCUUCCAUUCAGCCACAAGAGCAUUAGUUAGGUCGGGUAUUGAUGUUUGGCGAUUAGGCUGGCUCGCAGUCGACAUACCAAUUCAGCCCAUAGGUGUUCGAUGGAGUUAAGGUCAGGGCUCUGUGCAGGCCAGUCAAGUUGUUCCACACCGAUCACAACAAACCAUUUCUGUAUGGACCUCGCUUUGUGCACGGGGGCAUUGUCAUGCUGAAACAGGAAAGGGCCUUCCCCAAACUGUUGCUACAAAGUUGAAAGCACACAAUCGUCUAGAAUGUAAUUGUAUGCUGUAGCGUUAAGAUUUCCCUCCAUCAAACUUUACAGUUGGCACUAUGCAUUGGGGCAGGUAGCGUUCUCCUGGCAUCCGCCAAACCCAGAUUCGUCCGUCGGACUGCCAGAUGGUGAAGCGUGAUUAAUCUCUCCAGAGAACGCGUUUCCACUGCUUCAGAGUCCAAUGGCAGCGAGCUUAACACCACUUCAGCCAACGCUUGGCAUUGCGCAUGGUGAUCUUAGUCUUAUGUGCAGCUGCUCGGCCAUGGAAACCCAUUUUUGAACCUCCCGAUGAACAGUUAUUGUGCUGACGUUGUUUCCAGGGGCAGUUUGGAACUCGGUAGUGAGUGUUGCAACCGAGGACAGACGAUUUUUACUCGCCAAUCCCGUUCUGUGAGCUUGUGUGGCCUACCACUUUGCGGCUGAGCCGUUGUUGCUCCUAAAUGUUUCCACUUCACAAUAACAGCACUUACAGUUGACCGGGGGAGCUCUAGCAGGGAAGACAUUUGACGAACUGACUUGUUGUAUAAAAGUAUGUGGACACCCCUUCAAAUUGUGGAUUCGGCUAUUUCAGCCACACCCGUUGCUGACAGGUGUAUAAAAUUGAGCACACAGCCAUGCAAUCUCCAAAGACAAAUAAUGGCACUGCUAGAGCUGCCCCGGUCAACUGUAUGUGCUGUUAUUGUGAAGUGGAAACAUCUAUGAGCAACAAUGGCUCAGCCGCAAAGCAGUAUGCCACACAAGUUAACAGAAAGGGAUCGCCGAGUGCUGAAGCGCGUAACGUGUAAAAAUCGUCUGUCCUAUAUUGUAUAUAUCAUGUUGACUGUUGUGGACCCUGAGUGUCUCUUUAUACUGAGUCACCAGGGUUGUUUGUGUGUGUUUGCGCACGUGUGCAUGCAGGUAUGUGUGAGUGCGUGAGUAUGUGGUGUAGUUACAUGCCUCAUUGUACUGUGUCAGUUUGCCUCUUACCCAUCCCAACCUUCCUGUCUUCCAAGUUGCCCCCAUCCCGAGCGGUGCCCCCAGGAUAACCCGCUCCAACAGUAUCCCCACCAAUGACGCGGCCUUCGACCUGUACGGCUCCUCUCCACUGGGCAGCAGCGUGUCACUGGCCGACCGGCCCAAGAGCAUGAUGCGCUCUGGAUCCUUCCGCGAGCCCGGGGAUGACUGUGAGACAGCUAGCACAUGUAAGAUACCUGUAUACAGAUAUAUCAUUCCUUUCUUAUGGCUAGCCGCUAUGGCUCCAUUUCUAAGGCUAGCCCCUUUUGGGUUGUCAUUCUACUACUGGGGCCCUCAGUUGAUAAAGGUCAACUCAGGAAAUGAAUUGAAAUUCCAAUUGCCAUUUGAGUGAGUGUGUUGAGUUUUUAUGACUUGGAAUUUCUAUUUUCUUUACUCCCUGAAUAUAUUUUAGGGAAACUGAACAUUCCCCUGAUGUUGCAGACCCAGGGCUAGACAACCCUUGAGUAUAGUAGUGUCCUUGAGGCUGUGUUCCUUGUACAGAGAGAGGGAGAGGGAGGGAGCGGGUGAGGCAGUGAGCGAGAGAAAUUGAGUGCCUCCAUGUUAGAGUUAUGUGAAGGUAUAAUGAGGUGACCCGGUUUGUCUCUAUCACUUCUCUGAAGUCAUUUAUCUCUUCUUCAACGUUGUCUGCGUUGGAUUAUGCUGUAUGUUGUUUUCUAUGAAGUACUUAUAUACUGCCACAAGUAAACUGUAAUUUAUACCUUGUUGUAAAUCUACACACACACAGUAGCAGAUUUAUUGGAUACAACGUUGUGUUUAAAAAUCUGAACAAUGAUAGAUGAGUGAUAUUGUUAGCAUAUUCUGUGAGGUAUGGAGAUGGCAUAUUUCAGUACUAAACCAUGUUAUGUAUUAUUCUCUCUUUUUCUACCUCUUUUAGUCCAUGGCUCUGUCCUGUCCUUGGCAUCCAACGCUUCAUCAAACUAUUCCUCUGUGAGUAAUAUCAUUAUUUAAUAAUACAGAAAUAGUUAUUGUGCUCAGCUGUUGUGUGCCCACAGGGCGUACUUUCAUGAUUAUAACUGUUGGACCCUUCACAAUGACAUGACUGUGUGUGAUACAACCAGAACAGUACCAGGCCUGGCCAGCCAACUGUACAAAUACAGCCAUGUACAGUAGUUUUGUGAGGUGAGAUGUUGCCACUGAGGCGUUCCAGAGCUGAAACCUUGUUCAAAGACUACCUUUUACCUCAGAACAUUGGGUUUUCUCACCUUUUCCAAAUUUGCCCAUUGUUAACAUACAGGUAACUGCCAAAAUAAAGGAAACACUUCAGUAAAUGAGGGAUACAAAGUAUAUUGAAAGCAGGUGCUUCCACAUGGGUGUGGUUCCUGAGUUAAUUAAGCAAUUAACAUCCCAUCAUGCUUAGGGUCAUUAUUUGGGCUACCAUGUCUAGAAGGCGAGAUCUCAGUGACUUUGAAAGAGGGGUCUCAAAGGACCAUAGCAGGUUUAAAGGGUGUGUGUGCAUGUGUGUGUGUGUGUGUGUGUCUCAGUCACCAGAUCUCAACCCAAUUGAACACUUAUGCGAGAUUCUGGAGCGGCGCCUGAGACAGCGUUUUCCACCAUCAUCAACAAACACAAAAUUAUAGAAUUUCAAGUGGAAGAAUGGUGUCGCAUCCCUCCAAUAUGCUGCGUUUACACAGGCAGCCUAAUUCUGAUAUUUUUACCACUAAUUGGUCUUUUGACCAAUCACAUCAGGGGCUGUAUUUUAACAAACCUAACGCAAUGGUAAAUCUUAUGUGCUGGCGGUAGUGCUAUAGGUUCGGGGGGGUGUCAGAAAUAUUUGUGCUAUUUUCUCAACCAGAAUUAUGGGCCCAGCAGCUGGUGGUGGCUUGAAAAGGCUGGGUUUUGACAAAUAAACAAGUUGAAGGUAUGUUGAGGCUUGACCCCUUACUGGCCAAUCAGAACAUGCUCCAUGGGUAAAUAUGUUUUACGGUCUUUUAUGUAUUGCGUUGUCAUCAACUCCAAUUCGAAUGAUAGUCCGUUAUAGCCUAGUUUGCCUUGUCUGUUAUAGCCUAACCCUAACCUUUACCAAACCAUUUAAAAUGUCAACUUCAAUGGGGUAGGGACGUCCCAAGGAACCAUUAUAGCAAGGACCUUUGUUAAAUAGCCUACAGAAACAAAAUAACAAAAUGUAGGCCUAUCCCAUAUUUGUUUUUGAACAGUAAUUGCAUGGCUACAAUAUAGAAAUAUAUUCCUAACAUAGUAUUCGCACUGAUAUAAGCCUACUGUAAAAUGCAUUAUAUCUGAGCCAUGGACAUGCCAUACGUUGUCAAUAAGCAAGAUUAAAUUAACUUUUGCUAACACCUAAAAAGACAGUGAAUAAUUCUAAUCAAAUUCGAAUAAAACAAAACAAAUCUUGUUUCAAAUGGGAGAAUGUCAAAAUACAGUUACAGGCACCAUAAUAUAUCCCCGUGGGCAUAUCAUAUUUAGGCCUAAGACAACGUAGACAAUGGAAGGUUUUACGCACAUCCAAACUUUUCACAGGAGCUGGAAAAAUAUCCAAUAUAUAGAGAAAGGGGGAAUGUCCACUCACCGUUACUGCUCCCAAAUAUAUACGUAUAGCUAUAGCCUACCAUCGCCGUUGAUAUGGCCAGUAGUGACUUUGCCACGUGAAAGGUAAACAAACAGGCAAAUAUAGCCUACAAAUGGAUUCAGCACCACGGACAGCGAUCAGAAUUCCCACGAUUUGAAAGUUAGGUCCAACAGAGGAAAGUGGAAAAUGCAUUUUUUAACAAAAUGAUCAAUAAAAAACAAUAAGCAGUCUUUUUAAAUAACUUGAUGUUCCUAAACAGGCUUCCUACAGUCACUGACACCUUUCAUGCCAGAUUGUGUCCAAUGUCCAAUAUAAAUAAAACUAAUGGAGUGAACGUUAUUUAUAAUAAGGGUCACAUGGAGAAAAUCGGACCUUUCUGAAACGAAAAUGGAUGGCCCUCCCUUCAGCAAAGUAUAUUUUACCUAAACCCUCCAUGAACGCUUGAAAAAAUAAAAGUGACCCUCUCCUAUACCCAAAAUAAUAAUUAAAACAAAGUGGAUAGCAGAGAACAUGUCUACAUUUUACCCUCACUUCUUGGACAGAUGCAGUUUUUAGAAACUGUUCUUCGUCCUGUAAGCAUUACAUGGCAACGCAGGAAUUUUGAUAGCGCAUAGGGCUGCGGGCCAGAAGGUUGUGGGUUCGCAGACCACUGUGGGCAAGAGUAGGGAUGGAAAGAUAUCCUUCAUAGUAAAAGCGUUGCAUGAAUCAAUCAUCGUAUUUGCAGGUCCAAGACAAAAUGGCCUCAUAAACAUUUCAUGCAAUUCUGCGUCAUUUUGCAUGUUAGCAGAAUAUUUUUUAAUAUCACACAAAUUACCAAAAUUACAGGCUAAGAAUGAACAAAGAGAUAUGCGAUGUUAUCAUAAUUCUUCAAUGCCAAAUCAGUGUGUCUUGUUUACAAUGAAACUGUCCCGAUUUCCAAAUAGCAAGUCUAUUUUUUGUCUCCUCAGCUAUAAAGGGUGGCGGUCAGACUCUGAAUGUCAAAGAAACUAAACAAUGAUAUCCCCAUAUGCAUCAGAGUUACGUAUUUUCCGGCUAUUUUACAGCUUGUUUCUAGCAUAAAUCAUCACGGACCAAAGCACUGUUAUAGAUCACUUUAUAUCAUUGGAACCAUUUUAUUUUCUUCUAAAUCUUAAGCUAACACUUGGUAGACCUGUCCUUUUUGCCAUUUUCUUUAAUACAUGGUAGGCCUAUGGCAUACCCUCUCAUACCCCCUCAAUUCGAGUCUUGGUUUUAACUUAACAGCCCUUCACUGACACGGAGGUAGGCUAUUUAAAGAGUGCAUGGUGGGUGGGGAAUUGACUGACAAAUCUAUGGAUGUAGCAGCCUAUAGCCUAAUUUCGAAUGUCAAAGAAAUAGGCUCAAACUCAUAGCCCCCUUGUUGUUGGUAAAGUCUAAUUAAAAUUAAGAUGGUUGAAAUGAAUUAUGUCUACUCGAAUGUGCCUACUUUCAGCACAAUGUGCUGUCCAUUUCCAAUUGAUUGUGCCACGGUUGCUGCUUCAAGUUUCAGCACCACAAUGUAAGUUACUCGAAUCUGGCUUAUUUCCAUAACUCUGAUAAAUACACUACCGGUCAAAAGUUUUAGAACACCUACUCAUUCAAGGUUUUUUCUUUAUUUUUACUAUUUUCUACAUUGUAGAAUAAUAGUGAAGACAUCAAAUCUAUGAAAUAACACAUAUGGAAUCAUGUAGUAACCAAAAAAGUGUUAAACAAAUCAAAAUAUAUUUUAUAUUUGAGAUCCUUCAGAUAGCCACCCUUUGCCUUGAUGACAGCUUUGCACACUCUUGGCAUUCUCUCAACCAGCUUUUCCAACAGUCUUGAAGGAGUUCCCACAUAUGCUGAGCACUUGUUAUCGCCCACCGAAAAUAGAUCCCCAGAUCUUAUCUCAUCAGAUCUUUUUCAGAGCUGAUCUGUUUGGUCAAAAGACCAAUUAGUGAAAAAAAAUAUCAGAAUUGGGCUGCCUGUGUAAACACAGCCUUAUAGUUCUAGACACUUUAGAAUCUAUGCAAAUCUACGCAUUGAAGCUUUUCCCAACGCCCUAUUAAGACACUUUAUGUUGGUGAUUCCUUUAUUUUGGCAGUUACCUGUACUUACCAUUUGUUUAUCCAGGUCUUUACCAUGAUGUUUACGUUAUAUAAAACCUCACCUCUCAUGCACUACAAAGUCUCACAAGCUGUGGUUUGACUGCUACUGAUACCCAUAUACAGUAUAUCCUUAUACAGAGUCAUUAUUUUAGGGUGUAUUCUACCCUGCCUUUACCCUGCUGAACGCUUACAAGAUGCAGUCUAAAUCCACUGCCCUCUAUAAACUCAGGAUUGUACCUUAGGCCAGAGCUACUGUGAGACUACCACAACCCACCGUAACCUCAACUGCCCCCAAGUUCACUUUAUCUGCUUUCUUCUCAUUUCUUCUUUCUGUCCUACUAUGCUCUCUAAGACUGAGGAGAGGAUACAAGGAGAGGUAAGGCUAACAUGUUCUGCUCUUCAACUCUCCCUUCAUCAUCUUCAUCUUCCAAAUAUCAUCUAAUUCGCUCUCGUCCAUCCGUACCGUUCACGUCCAUCCAUUCAGCAGUGAUUCAGGAUCAGAAUCAUUGCUGUUUUCCCCAAACAAAUGUAAUUCAUUUAGCAUGUUCAGAGUAACUCGACAUGCAGUGAUAUUGCUGUCCAGCAACCAUUGUGUCUCUUGUUUUUCAUGAAGUUACUACUUUAUAUUUUAAUCUUCUCCCAUCCAUAUGCUUACUUUGUGUCAUGCACCUUACCCAGCCAAUACCUCAUUCCAUGUACUACCAUAGAGUGUAAGGUGCUUUGAUAUGUGGAGAAGUAAAUUAGGUAUGAUCUUUGCCUGCUCUGCCUUUCUAAAUGACCUUGUUGUUGUCGUCUUCUUCACAGCAAAUCCGCAAGCUGAGACGCGAGCUGGAGAACUCCCAGGAAAAAGUGGCCAACCUGACCACCCAGCUGUCUGCCAACGUAUGUAGAACAGGCUUCUCACGUUUCAACCUCUGAGCUUCUAUAAGGUGGCCAAAUUUGUUUCUGCCGUUAUCUAGUCUCGAGUCGCUAGGCGCUAAGUCUUGCAUCGGUAUGUAGCCUAAGUCUGGACAAAUCAAACUAUGGUACUGUAUGCUACUCCAAUAUUGGUGGCUAAAUGACAAAGGAGUUGGCUAAAGCAUUCUGGCUACCAGACAAUCUAUAUGGCUGACUAAUUAACCAACUGACUCACCUUUGUUCUAUCACGAUUCUAUUAUGUUCUACCAUCAUUCUAAUAUGAUUGGUUGUGAGAGACUCUGUUAACAGCAGUCUCACGUACCAUGGUAGCAGGAUCCAUUUGUUCAUUUUCAAUAUAAAAAAAACUAAUUUCUUUAUGUCUGUGUUGGGACAUAUGAUGGAUGGAAGCUGAAUGAGACUGAAUCCAAGUCUAUUAAGAGUCAUCUAAUAAUAUGAAUUAACCUGUCUCUGGGUGCCAGACAUUGUGAUCAGGUCUUUACCACACAAGCCAACACAAAAACCAUGUCAAAUUCAGAUAUUUUUUAAAAAGAUAUUUAAAGCACUUGGAUCAUCAGGCAUUAAUUACACUGAUGUUGAGGUACGAAAGGAAAGCAUGCAUAGUGGAGAGGGUGAGAUCAGAUAUGGUGCUGGCUAUGAUAGAUUUAUGGCCCUAUCUGUGACUUUACUGCCCAGUGUUGAAUGCAUACAGUACCUUGCAAAAGUAUUCAUCCCCCUUGGUGUUUUUCCUAUUUUGUUGCAUUACAACCUGUAAUUUAAAUGGAUUUUUAUUUGGAUUUCAUGUGAAGGACAUACACAAAAUAGUCCAAAUUGGUGAAGUGAAAUGAAAAAAGUAACUUGUUUCAAAAAAUGUAAUAAUGGAAAAGUGGUGCGUGCAUAUGUAUUCACUCCCUUUGCUAUGAGGCCCCUAAAAAAGAUCUGGUGUAACCAACUACCUUCAGAAGUCACAUAAUUAGUUCAAUAAAGUCUACCUGUGUGUAAUCUAAGUGUUACAUGAUCUGUCACAUGAUCUCAGUAUAUAGACACAUGUUCUGAAAGGCCCCAGAGUUUGCAACACCACUAAGCAAGGGGCACCACCAAGCAAGCGGCACCAUGAAGACCAAGGAGCUCUCCAAACCGGUCAGGGACAAAGUUGUGGAGAAUAAAACAGUAGAUCAGGGUUGGGUUAUUAAAAGAUAUCCGAAACUUUGAACAUCCCACGGAGCACCAUUAAAUCCAUUUGUAAAAAAUUUGAAGAAUAUGGCACCACAACAAACCUGCCAAGAGAGGGCCGCUCACCAAAACUCACGGCCCAGGCAAGGAGGGCAUUAAUCAGAGAGGCAACAAAGAGACCAAAGAUAACCCUGAAGGAGCUGCAAAGCUCCACAGCGGAGAUUGGAGUAUCUGUCCAUAGGACCACUUUAAGCCAUGCACUCCACAGAGCUGGGCUUUACGGAAGAGUGGCCAGAAAAAAGCCAUUGUUAAAGAAAAAAAUAAGCAAACACGUUUGGUGUUCGUCAAAAGGCAUGUGGGAGACUCUCCAAACAUAUGGAAGAAGCUACUCUGUUCAGAUGAGACUAAAAUUGGCCAUCAAGGAAAACGCUAUGUCUGGCGCAAACCCAACACCUCUCAUCACCCUGAGAACACCAUCCCCACAGUGAAGCAUGGUGGUGGCAGCAUCAUGCUGUGGGGAUGUUCUUCAUCGGCAGGGACUGGGAAACUGGUCAGAAUUGAAGGAAUGAUGGAUGGCGCUAAAUACAGGGUAAUUCUUGAGGGAAACCUGUUUCAGUCUUUCAGAGAUUUGAGACUGGGACGGAGGUUAUGAAUAGUUAUGCACGCUCAAGUUUUCUGUUUUUUUUGUCCUAUUUCUUGUUUGUUUCAUCCCCAAAAAAUAUUUUGCAUCUUCAAAGUGGUAGGCAUGUUGUGUAAAUCAAAUGAUAAAAACCGACCAAAAAUCAAUUUUAAUUCCAGGUUUUAAGGCAACAAAAUAGGAAAAAUGCCAAGGGGGGUGAAUACUUUCGCAAGCCACUGUAGAAAUCUAACUCGCUGACCGAAAUCCACUCAAUGAAAAUUAAGCUAAAACUAAGCUAGUAUUGGUUAGAGCUUGGCUCAAGAGUUUUCCCCGGUCAUGUGACCUCAACAGAAAAAAAAUUCUGGCCAUUGUUGUAGUUACUAAGCAGACAUAACCCUAUAGUGUUCUGAAUGGGCUAAAUGCCCACCUUGGCUUUGGACUUGCCAGCUAUGGUUAGCCUACUAGAGGCUGGCUCUGGCCCCCCGCUCCAUACCCAGGGAGUGAGUAAAGCGAUGCUGGUGGAGAUUUAUGAACCAUAGGCACAACAUGGUCUCAGGGCAAUUGGUAUUAUUCUGUACGUAAAUGUAUAGACUCCAUAUAGUAUGAUAUGUUAUGUUACGUUAGGUUACAUUGUGAAUGGAAUAGCAGUCUUACAAUAUCAUAUGAAUUAGAGGACGUAUAGUAUCAUACGUGUUACCCGGUCGUACAAUAGCAUACGAAUUGGAUUAUGUAAUUUAUCAUACGUCUUGGUGGACGUAUAGGAUAGGUCUUUCUCUGAGACCAAGUUUCUUGUUGCAUCGUAACAACAAAGGAGAAUUAAGGGGAGAAUUAAUGCUGGUGGUUAGGUGAACUAUCAACAAAGGUUAGAAUAAUUUACAUGAAAGGUUAGGGGAACUAAAACGACAAAGAUUAGGUGAAUUUAUGUAGCAAAUUAGAUUAAUUGGGUUAAGUUUAGAAUAAGGGUUAGGGGAAGGGUUAGCUAAAAUGCUACAGUUGUCCCCGACGCGAUUCGAACACGCAACCUUUGGAUUGCUAGACGGUCAUGGAUUACACUCUCCCAUCCUCCCCAAGCAACCUCCCUACUUUUGUUUCUGUCUAAAGUAACUAGACCAUUAGUAGGUAUCAUAUGUCUUGGAGGUGCUCAGAAAUACGUAAAGUAAAAUCAAAUGAAAUCAAAAAUUAUUUGUCACAUGCGCCGAAUACAACAGGUGUAGUAGACCUUACAGUAAAAUGCUUACUUACAAGCCGUUAACCAACAGUGCAGUUUUAAGAAAAUAAGUGUUAAGUAGAAAAUAAUUAUAGAGCAGUAGUUAAAUAACAGUAGCGAGGCUGUUAAGAAGCCUUUUGGACCUAGACUUGGUGCUCCGGUACCGCUUGCCGUGUGGUAGCAUAGAGAACAGUCUAUGACUAGGGUGGCUGGAGUCUUUGGACAUUUUUAGGGCCUUCCUCUGACACCGCCUGGUAUAGAGGUCCUGGAUGGCAGGAAGCUUGGCCCCAAUGAUGUACUGGGCCGUACACACUACCCUCUGUAGUGCCUUGCGUUUGGAGGCAGAGCAGUUGCCAUACCAGGCGGUGAUGCAACCAGUCAGGAUGCUCUCAAUGGUGCAGCUUUUUGAGGAUCUGAGGACCCAUGCUAAAUCAUUUCAGUCUCCUGAGGGGGAAUAGGCUUUGUCAUGCCCUCUUCACGACAGUAUGUUUCGUAUGGCUCUGAGGCCGGGCCCACAGGGGGUAAACUAGCAACGCUGCACCCCACCACCUUAUCAAACCUUUCUCUCUCCCCUGUACUGCCACAACCCCUUUUAUUCUCUCUGCACUAUACCUCCACACCCCAUCCGCCCCUCACCCCAUCAACCUUUCCUCCCCUCACUGCCCCUGCUCCUCACCUCAGCCUAACAAUCCGGCUACUAGAUGCUUCAUAUAUUAGAUGUGUUACGAGAGUGAGUGACAGAAUGCCAUGUACUAUAUGUGUUCAUGUUGAAAGAGACAUGAAAUCUUGGGAGGUGCCUACCAAUCCAAAACCAAAACUCUUUUCAGGAACUGCACUUGAUGACUAUAUUGCAUGCUGUUUAAGUAAAGAAAGUCAAGUCCACUACACUACUAACACUGUCCAUUGGCAAUACCCUUUAACCUGGUAUAACCUGAGUGUGUUACUGCUACUGUAUGAUUGAGUGUGAUAUGACCACAGACCUUGGUUCAGUAUUAAUACAUUAAUAAACAGUAUUUAUAAAACAAUUGAUAAAAACCUAUACAGUAGGACAAAUUCUAAUUUCGCUUCAGCACUUACACACUGGAUUAUUGUGUCUUUAGUAUGUGAUAAAUUGUAUGAUGUUGCUUUUAACUGUAAUUUAUUAUUACUGUAAAUAGCCCUCUGGCCCAAUGUCUGUCUGUGUGUGUCUAGGUUGUGUGCGUACGUGUGCAUGCAUGCGUGUGUGUGCGUGCGUAUGUAUGUACGUGUGUGUGCAUGCGUAUGUGUGGGUGCAUGCGAGGAGUGUGAUCCCGGCCUAACGCCACUGUCCCUCUCUCCUCCACUGUUCGCUGUAUUGAACGCUGGUUCUGGACUCUUUGCUGCCCCCUGCCUACUGGCCACUGACCCACACCUCUGGAUGCUGGGUAUAGCAGCUAGGCCAGGUUUGUUGGACUGUCUGUUGCUUCCAGAUCCCUCCUCCGUCCUUCACUGUCGCAUGACUCUCGCUCUCUCUCUCUGACCGCCCAUCCCGUCCCACAGGCUGACAGGCUGACCUGGUGCUGAGGUUCCUGUUUGAGUCGCCGUGUGGUGCCACCAGCCAGGCCUCGACACCUACCUUGAAGCAUGUGGAUGAUCUGUAGUUUUAGGUUUAAAUAAGCUUCUGUACUUUACAAUUGCCAUGUAAAAAUUAGCCAAUGUUGAAAUGUAAGAGAAUGUAAAGAUGGUAGCCUUGUUACAAGAUACAUACACAUACCAUAUAAGUACAAACGACUGGCUGAAGUUUAUUAUUACGGUAAAUUAGAGUCACAUUCAGUACUAUGAGGGUUCAGAAAGGUCUCCCAUGCUACAUCAGGUUGGAGAGGCCUGUGCCCCAGUGCCAUACUCCAGUCACCUCUCACUUGCACCCCACCCCUCCUCUCCUCCCUUCCUUUCAUCCUCCACAGCUGUCCCAUCCCUUCACCCCUCCCUCCUCUCCUCCUGGCAGAUGGAGAAAGCCAUUUGCUUGAUGUGCAUUGAGCCUGUGGUACCUGCGGCCUCUACACUGCAGUGACUCAUCUCUGUAUUCUCUCUCUCUCCCUCUCUUUUUCUCUCUCUCUCUCUCUCUCUCUCUCUCUCUCUCUCUCUCUCUCUCUCUCUCUCUCUCUCUCUCUCUCUCUCCCCCUCUCUCUCUCCCUCUCUCUCUCAAGGCUAAUUUGGUAGCAGCGUUCGAGCAGAGCCUGCAACUGAUGACGUCACGUCUGCAGAGCCUGUCAGUCAGCCAGGAGCAGAAGGUACCGGUAAAUGCAGCUGCAUUAUUCUGCCCUCUCUUACAUCCUCCCACGAUGAGGGGGGGGGGGGGGGGCGUUUAUUUUCCGAAACUUCAAUGGAGCGGAGUUCUGCGCUAUUCAUUUACUGUCCAGCUAUUUCCAACCAAUGUCAAAAGAAUGUCCGUAAGAGAUGUUUAUUAUUCAGCUUUCCCGUUUACCAUAAUGAGUUGUAGCAAACAGAGCUUCAAGUUGUGAGAGUUUCAUAAAAAAUGCAUGUGGAGAAUUAAUGUUAACCAAUAGCUUUUCAAACAAAUAAACCAAUUUGACUUUUGUUCUAUGAGAAGGCGGAGAGCAAAGUGAGCAUAGAGUGGAGACCGAGUCCGAUCUCCUCAGUGUGUUUUGACAGUCAAGGCUAACAUCCUGUACCACAACAUGCCCUUGAGCAUUAUCCGCAUGACCACCCCAAAGCCCUGGCACCAUCUACCUGUAUCAUCCUUUUGGAGAGCUGAGGACAAAGACUGUCAGGGGGACAGGAAAUGAAAUCUAGGUCAAAGGUUGACAUGGUGCUAAGGUCUUGUUUUCACUAGCCACUCAGCACAAUCGUUCAAGCCUUCAGGUCUGAGACACCAUAGACACACCAUAGUCAGUCCCCCGUAUAUGACUGCUGUCAGGUGCUCAAUGGGGUACAUUAGCCCAGAAGAUGUACAGUAAGGAGUCCCGUCUCGACCUCAGAGUAAGGUUGCAAAAUUCCUGUAACUUUCCCAAAAUUCCCAGGUUUUCCAGAAAUCUGGAUUUCUGGAAAACUUCGGAAUUUGGGGAAAGUUACCAGAAUUCUGCAACCCUAGAGGCAGCAGACAGUUGUACUGUAUGGUAAUGUAUUGGUCCUGUUUCCCUGUAGGACUCUGAGCUGACUGAUCUGAAGGAGACCAUAGAGAUUCUGAAGACGAAGAACACAGAGGCCCAGGAUAUCAUCCAUGUGGCCCUCAGCAACCCUGACAUCCCUCCUAAAGGUAAGGAGCCAACCAAGGGCCUAACGUUCUUUCACCAUAAUCCCUUCAACCAUUCCUUCUCUUCUCCAGAACAGUUGUUCUCUUCUUCACCACCCUCACUAGCUCCUCUUGUCUCUCCAGAGCUGCAGAUGAAGAGGCAGAACUCGUCCGAGAGCAUCUCCAGCCUGAACAGCAUCACCAGCCACUCCAGCAUGGGCAGUCUGAAGGAACAGGAGGCCAAGAAGAAGAAGAAGAGCUGGGUGAGAGCACAGAACCGCCUGAGCUGUAAAUAGAAUAUAGAAUUAGAAUCAGGAUUCUAAUUGGGUUUCUGGUUCUAUGAGAGAACCAUCUCACUAGGGUCAGGGCAGUUGUACUGUCUAUUGUCUAUUGGUGUCCAACAGUGCGAAAACCUACAAUUUGUAUUCCUGUAGUUCACUAUAUCAAGAGUUUACCACUGGGCUGGCUAGUAACAAGCAAUGUGGGUAACUUUACUUAACUUUAGGUGAUCUAGCUAAUGUAUGUAUUCAUAAAGCCUUCAUAAACUCUACAUAACAUGUUUUACACAAGCUAUAAAAUGACAUAAACAUUCUAAAGAGCUUAUAAACAAUAAAAUAGCAACAUCAUGAAGUUAUGAGGUUGGCAUAGUAUAGGAUAGUUUAGAAUCCUAAAUUAUGUUUUGCAUUGAAAAGAGAGAAACCAUCCAGCCGCUCUCUCUGUGUCUGUGCUCCUGCAUGUGUGGGUUCUCUCUCUCUCUCUCUCUCCAAAUCUGAUAUUAAGUAUGACUCCUCUCUGAUCUCUUUCUCAUGCUUCCCUGCUACUGUAUUUUAUUCAGGUCUUUGAGGUGAGUAGUGGACAUUGUAAGAGCCCCAAGUCCUCCCUCCCUCCCUCCCUCCCUGCACUGAUGAGUCAUACUUGUUAGAUAUUUGGAAAAGCUGUGUGGUUUUUCAUCCCAUAUUAAACCUAGCUAACUCCACUUCAUUCACUAACAGUACGUUACGUAAGCAUCCAUUUUUAUAUGCACCAUUUACUGUAAAUAUAAGGCGGAUAAAUGAUUCAGAAAUCACAAAGAAAGUAAAUUGGAUAAUCAGACGACAACAAAUGUUUUCAAAUUCUGUUUUGAUUUCAUGCAAAGCUUGUGUGAAAGUUAUUGAAUGAAGAUUAUAUUUUUUGCAGGACAAAAUCAACUUUUUGUGAUAUAGUCUGUUGUUUUGUGGUGGUAGUCCUCCAUAUUUCACAUAUCAUGACAAAACUUCAAACUCAACACUAUUUCGUCAGAAGUGUAUGUAUUGUGGAAUCAUAAGUCUCACAUUGUUUAAACUGUACAGACAGUACAGACACUUAAGACAUUUGGAUAAUUCUUCAUAUAGGGUUCUACUGUGAACAAAGUGAACAUAAACACUAAAGCCUUGCUCCUCAUUUGGUCAUGAUUCUUGCAACAACUCAAAUCUGUACAGUCUGUACAACGCUCACGGCUUUUUCCACCAUGGGACAGUGCUUUUAUCUCUUCCUUCCCCCUCAUUGGACAAAUUACAAAGUCUAGUGAACAUCUCUGUCUCAUCGCCAGAUGCUUAUUUCCAUGUGCUCUGUUCCCUACAGACUAAGCUGCUAGGUUAUUUUCAUGUUGCGUGGACUGCGUCCAUAGGACCACGUCCCAUGACUAGUGUUCUGCAGGGUUGGGGUUAAUUCCAUUUACAGUGGGGAAAAAAAGUAUUUAGUCAGCCACCAAUUGUGCAAGUUCUCCCACUUAAAAAGAUGAGAGAGGCCUGUAAUUUUCAUCAUAGGUACACGUCAACUAUGACAGACAAAUUGAGGAAAAAAAAUCCAGAAAAUCACAUUGUAGGAUUUUUAAUGAAUUUAUUAGCAAAUUAUGGUGGAAAAUAAGUAUUUGGUCACCUACAAACAAGCAAGAUUUCUGGCUCUCACAGACCUGUAACUUCUUGUUUAAGAGGCUCCUCUGUCCCCCACUCGUUACCUGUAUUAAUGGCACCUGUUUGAACUUGUUAUAAGUAUAAAAGACACCUGUCCACAACCUCAAACAGUCACACUCCAAACUCCACUAUGGCCAAGACCAAAGAGCUGUCAAAGGACACCAGAAACAAAAUUGUAGACCUGCACCAGGCUGGGAAGACUGAAUCUGCAAUAGGUAAGCAGCUUGGUUUGAAGAAAUCAACUGUGGGAGCAAUUAUUAGGAAAUGGAAGGCAUACAAGACCACUGAUAAUCUCCCUCGAUCUGGGGCUCCACGCAAGAUCUCACCCUGUGGGGUCAAAAUGAUCACAAGAACGGUGAGCAAAAAUCCCAGAACAACACGGGGGGACCUAGUGAAUGUCCUGCAGAGAGCUGGGACCAAAGUAACAAAGCCUACCAUCAGUAACACACUAUGCCGCCAGGGACUCAAAUCCUGCAGUGCAAGACGUGUCCCCCUGCUUAAGCCAGUACAUGUCCAGGCCCGUCUGAAGUUUGCUAGAGUGCAUUUGGAUGAUCCAGAAGAGGAUUGGGAGAAUGUCAUAUGGUCAGAUGAAACCAAAAUAGAACUUUUUGGUAAAAACUCAACUUGUCGUGUUUGGAGGACAAAGAAUGCUGAGUUGCAUCCAAAGAACACCAUACCUACUGUGGAGCAUGGGGGUGGAAACAUCAUGCUUUGGGGCUGUUUUUCUGCAAAGGGACCAGGACCACUGAUCCGUGUAAAGGAAAGAAUGAAUGGGGCCAUGUAUCGUGAGAUUUUGAGUGAAAACCUCCUUCCAUCAGCAAGGGCAUUGAAGAUGAAACGUGGCUGGGUCUUUCAGCAUGACAAUGAUCCCAAACACACCGCCCGGGCAACGAAGGAGUGGCUUCGUAAGAAGCAUUUCAAGGUCCUGGAGUGGCCUAGCCAGUCUCCAGAUCUCAAUCUUUGGAGGGAGUUGAAAGUCUGUGUUGCCCAGCGACAGCCCCAAAACAUCACUGCUCUAGAGGAGAUCUGCAUGGAGGAAUGGGCCAAAAUACCAGCAACAGUGUGUGAAAACCUUGUGAAGACUUACAGAAAACGUUUGACCUGUGUCAUUGCCAACAAAGGGUAUAUAACAAAGUAUUGAGAAACUUUUGUUAUUGACCAAAUACUUAUUUUCCACCAUAAUUUGCAAAUAAAUUCAUUAAAAAUCCUACAAUGUGAUUUUCUGGAUUUUUUAUCCUAAUUUUGUCUGUCAUAAUUGACGUGUACCUAUGAUGAAAAUUACAGGCGUCUCUCAUCUUUUUAAGUGGGAGAACUUGCACAAUUGGUGGCUGACUAAAUACUUUUUUUCCCCACUGUAAAUUCCAGUCAAUUCAGGAAGUACACUGAAAUUCCAAUUCUCUUCAAUGAUUUUCAAUUAGGAAAAUGUGGAAUUGGAAUUUGGUUUACUUUUUGAAUUGACUGGAAUUUUAAUGGAAUUGACCCCAACCCUAGAUUAGCCUUGGGUUCACCAAGCUUCACCCCAGAAAAGUGGACACCAGUAUAGGGGUGGGGAGAUUUGGGGAUUUUGAGGACAGUGUAUUUUUUUCUACUGGCUAUAUAUUCAAGUGUCCAAAUCAAAGCCAAGUAAUGACUUCCAAAUAAACAAAAAUACACUUGCUGUGAUUUUGAUUAAGCAUAGCUGUGCGUGUCAAAUGGCACCCUUUCCCCUAUAUAGUGCACUAAAGUAGUGCACUAUAUAGGGGAAAGGGUGCCAUUUGAUACGCAUCAAAGGUUGAAUGCAUCAACAAAUACAGGAUGGAUACAGGAGUCACAAUACUGUAAGUGUUCAUUGUGGUUCUCUCUGGGUGCUCCAUCAGUCUUUAAUUCUCAUCUUUGUUAUCUAUACAUUUCUCUGUACAGUUGAGGAGUUCCUUCAACAAGGCAUUCAGUAAGAAGGGUUCCAAGCUCUCUGCGUCGUACGCUGACAUCGAGGAGAUCGCCACUCCAGACUCCUCUGCACCCUCCUCUCCUAAAAUCCCCAACCACCACGUGGACAGGGAUGGGGAGGGAGAUGGAAAUGGAGACAACCCUCCCUCUAUGAUGAGGUCCUCUGUCUCUGCAUCAUCCUCUGGGUAAGGUCAAUUCACACAACCUGAUCACCUUUGCUGCACCUCCAGUCUGAAUUAUGUUUUGCUUCCAAAUGGCAUGUAUGAAUGUCAUGUAACAUUAUCUAUAUUUUAUUUAUCUCUCUUAUUCAUCUCUAUCAUACAGUUCAAUGGAAGAGGGGGUACCUGCCACCUCUGUUCAGUCUUAGCAACGUGUGUUCUUCUCUUCUUCUCCAGACUGUGUGAAGGAGGCGAGGAGCCCCCGGAGGAUGAGAAGGUGGUGACCACGCUGCGCUCGGCCCUCUGGGAGAAGGAGAGGAAGCUGACGGACAUCCGCCUGGAGGCCCUUAGCUCCGCCCACCAGCUGGAACAGCUGCAGGAGGCCAUGACCAACAUGCAGGUGUGUGUGUGUGUGUUAGAGUCCUGCAUCGGGUCGGAAACCCACGGUUCGGCUCGCGGUUCAGAACUAUAUUGCGUCGAAAACAUUUUAAAUCAAGAUAAAAUAUUUUUUACAAACCCAGGAACAUGUUGUGUUGCAAAUUCCAUUCUGUGAGAGGUGAAGCAGACGUAUAGGCUACCAGCCACGCAUGCAGUGGAUCAAGGAACUUUCCAAUAUUUGUGUGGUGCGGAAAUAUAUGUUCCAUCCCCCUCACGCGAGAAUACGUUGCUUGGCUAGCCUAGCUCACACGAAAAUGGCUAAAGUAGGCCCAAACGGAGAAAUAAAAAGAAAGGUUAUGAAAUACACCAUCGUGGAAAUGGGUGCUGCUCGAUUGAAAUUCCCGGUUUGGGUUGCAAAGAAAAAGCCAUAUAUCAGACUGGCCAAUAAAAAGAAAAGAUUAAGAUGGGCAAAAGAACACAGACAUUGGACUUCUUUGCAACUCUGCCUAGAAGGUCAGCAUCCCGGAGUCGCCUCUUCACUGUUGACGUUGAGACUGGUGUUUUGCGGGUACUAUUUAAUGAAGCUGCCAGUUGAGGACCUGUGAGGCGCCUGUUUCUCAAACUAGACACUAAGGUAUUUAUCCUCUUGCUCAGUUGUGCACCGGGGCCUCCCACUCCUCUUUCUAUUCUGGUUAGAGACAGUUUGCGCUGUUCUGUGAAGGGAGUAGUACACAGCGUUUUACGAGAUCUUCAGUUUCUUGGCAAUUUCUCGCAUGAAAUGGCCUUCAUUUCUCAGAACAAGAAUAGACUGACGAGUUUCCGAAGAAAGUUAUUUGUUUCUGGCCAUUUUGAGCCUGUAAUCGAACCAACAAUUGCUGACGCUCCAGAUACUCAACUAGUCUCAAGAAGGACAGUUUUAUUGCUUCUUUAAUCAGCACAACAGUUUUCAGCUGUGCUAAUGAUCAAUUAGCCUUUUAAAAUGAUAAACUUGGAUUAACAAACACUACGUGCCAUUGGAACACAGGACUGAUGGUUGCUGAUAAUGGGCUUCUGUACGCCUAUGUAGAUAUUCCAUUAACAAUCGGCUGUUUCCAGCUACAAUAGCCAUUUACAACAUUAACAAUGUCUACACAGUAUUUCUGAUCGAUUUUAUGUUAUUUUAAUGGACAAAAAAAUUGCUUUUCUUUCGAAAACAAGGACAUUUCUAAGUGACCCCAAUGUUUUGAAUGGUAGUGUACAGUGGGGGAAAAAAGUAUUUAGUCAGCCACCAAUUGUGCAAGUUCUCCCACUUAAAAAGAUGAGAGACGCCUGUAAUUUUCAUCAUAGGUACACGUCAAUUAUGACAGACAAAAUUAGGAUAAAAAAUCCAGAAAAUCACAUUGUAGGAUUUUUAAUGAAUUUAUUUGCAAAUUAUGGUGGAAAAUAAGUAUUUGGUCAAUAACAAAAGUUUCUCAAUACUUUGUUAUAUACCCUUUGUUGGCAAUGACACAGGUCAAACGUUUUCUGUAAGUCUUCACAAGGUUUUCACACACUGUUGCUGGUAUUUUGGCCCAUUCCUCCAUGCAGAUCUCCUCUAGAGCAGUGAUGUUUGGGGGCUGUCGCUGGGCAACACAGACUUUCAACUCACUCCAAAGAUUUUCUAUGGGGUUGAGAUCUGGAGACUGGCUAGGCCACUCCAGGACCUUUAAAUGCUUCUUACGAAGCCACACCUUCGUUGCCCGGGCGGUGUGUUUGGGAUCAUUGUCAUGCUGAAAGACCCAGCCACGUUUCAUCUUCAAUGCCCUUGCUGAUGGAAGGAGGUUUUCACUCAAAAUCUCACGAUACAUGGCCCCAUUCAUUAUUUCCUUUACACGGAUCAGUCGUCCUGGUCCCUUUGCAGAAAAACAGCCCCAAAGCAUGAUGUUUCCACCCCCAUGCUUCACAGUAGGUAUGGUGUUCUUUGGAUGCAACUCAGCAUUCUUUGUCCUCCAAACACGACGAGUUGAGUUUUUACCAAAAAGUUCUAUUUUGGUUUCAUCUGACCAUAUGACAUUCUCCCAAUCCUCUUCUGGAUCAUCCAAAUGCACUCUAGUAAACUUCAGACGGGCAUGGACAUGUACUGGCUUAAGCAGGGGGACACGUCUGGCACUGCAGUAUUUGAGUCCCUGGCGGCGUAGUGUGUUACUGAUGGUAGGCUUUGUUACUUUGGUCCCAGCUCUCUGCAUGUCAUUCACUAGGUCCCCCCGUGUGGUUCUGGGAGUUUUGCUCACCGUUCUUGUGAUCAUUUUGACCCCACGGGGUGAGAUCUUGCGUGGAGCCCCAGAUCGAGGGAGAUUAUCAGUGGUCUUGUCUGUCUUCCAUUUCCUAAUAAUUGCUCCCACAGUUGAUUUCUUCAAACCAAGCUGCUUACCUAUUGUAGAUUCAGUCUUCCCAGCCUCGUGCAGGUCUACAAUUUUGUUUCUGGUGUCCUUUAAUAAUAAUAAAUAAUAAUAUGCCAUUUAGCAGACGCUUUUAUCCAAAGCGACUUACAGUCAUGCGUGCAUACAUUUUUGUGUAUGGGUGGUCCCGGGGAUCGAACCCACUACCUUGGCGUUACAAGCGCCGUGCUCUACCAGCUGAGCUACAGAGGACCACCUUUGACAGCUCUUUGGUCUUGGCCAUAGUGGAGUUUGGAGUGUGACUGUUUGAGGUUGUGGACAGGUGUCUUUUAUACUGAUAACAAGUUUAAACAGGUGCCAUUAAUACAGGUAACGAGUGGAGGACAGAGGAGCCUCUUAAAGAAGAAGUUACAGGUCUGUGAGAGCCAGAAAUCUUGCUUGUUUGUAGGUGACCAAAUACUUAUUUUCCACCAUAAUUUGCAAAUAAAUUCAUUAAAAAUCCUACAAUGUGAUUUUCUGGAAUUUUUUUUCUCAAUUUGUCUGUCAUAGUUGACGUUUACCUAUGAUGAAUAUUACAGGCCUCUCUCAUCUUUUUAAGUGGGAGAACUUGCACAAUUGGUGGCUGACUAAAAACUUUUUUCCCCACUGUAUAUAUAUUGUUCUUAAUUCAUGGCAUGGUCUCCUUUUAUCUAAAUGUUGAAUAGACAUGCAGACAAAUGAAUUAAUGCAGGGAUGGGAAUAAUAGCCUACUAUUCUGGAGUCAUAAAAACAAUUCUAUAAAUUGAUGUUAUUCGGCGGGUCAUGGAUCGACUCUUAGUUGCGUAGAAAAAUCUGUACUGAUGUCGGAUAUCGGGUGGGGUUCGGAAUUGAUGUGGGGUGGGUGUGGCUCCAAAAAACGGACCCUUGCAGGACUCUAGUGUGUGUGUGUGUGUGUGUGUGUGCGAGGUGUGUGAGCAUGCGUGCCUGCUUGCAUGUUUGUGUAUGUGUCUUUGUGUUACCCAAUGAUGUCUACUGUAAUGUAGAUAUAGUUCAUGGUUUGUGUAGUUUGGCCCUUGAACCUGAUCCCAUUAGGCCCCUAUAGGAUUCCCCUCAUUAAGUAGCUAUCACCUUAAUGCUACACUGUGUGUUCCUGCCUGCAGAUGACAGUGGAGAACCUGAAGGCAGAGAAUGACCAGUUGAAGACAGGCGGUCCCUCCACCUCCACCUCCCAGUCUUCCGGCCUGGCAUCACUGGGCACAGCCUCACCACGCCAAUCUGUUGCCAUGUCUCUGCCCAAGACCUUCGGCAUGAGUCUGGGAGAGGGCAGCCCCUCUGGUGAGGCCUGGCAUCAGUGACUAGAGGAACGCAGUCAUCACUCAACAAGUCUAAGACUGAAUGAACAUCCAUGAAUCCAUUUUUAUUUUAAAUCUGAAACUAGGGAUAAUUGUCAUUAAGCAUUUCAGCUAGAUAACCCUCCUUAGUGUGCACUGUGAAAGGCUCAUAACUCAGUGAUGAAUAAACAUACAACUGUCAAACAGAACACAAGGACAUUGUGUACCCACGUUUAUGUUUGACAUGUUAAAGUCAUGACGUGCAUGUAGGACACUCAUUAGUUUAUGCCUUGACCCAGUGUCUCUCCAGCUGACUACCACUCAUACCAUAAUGUCUCUCUCGCUAUCUCUCUCCCUUUCUCUCUCUGUCGAAACAGACGUGUUCCAGACAGACACCAUUAGCCUCCCCUCUCAUAGGGACGACACGCGUGUGAGAGUGGUGGUUCGCAUGGCCAAUCUGCGCGUCUUCAAAGAUGUGAGUCUAUUUAUACGAUUCAUGAUUAUGUAUGAGCCAGACUUGUUCAGUUCAGCUGGGCUCUACAAUAACUAUGAUGGUAAACCUUCUAACCUCUCAACUGCUGCUGUCCUCGUUCAACAGGAGGUGAAACAGCAAGACUUUUUCAUUGGUACUGUGAGGGUUAAUGGUAGAAUGGACUGGCCUAUGCUGGACUCGGCUGUUGGCCAGGCUUUUAAGGUGAGUCUCAACAGGCACCUCAAAUGUGAAAAAACAUGUUCUACAUUCAAAAGUGGAUAUAUUGUUGAUGCAAACGUAGCCUAAAAAUUCAAUUUGUAUAAACUUAAAUGACAAGGUAGGGUGUAAGGUUCUGUGUAGGGUUAUAAUGUCAACAAACAGAAGACAUAAAUACAGGAGCACUUUUCUUCUCAAUUUGGACAUGGUUUUGGCUAGAGCUUAAUCUGUAUCUGUAAAUUCUCAGUCUGCUUUUCCCCAACACAACUAAUGUUCCCCUCAUCUCCUCUCCCCUGUCUCCUCUCCCCUGUCUCCUCUCCCCUGUCUUCUCCCAUGUCUCCUUUUCCCUGUCUCCUCGCCUCCCCCCUUCUCUCCUCCCCCAGGUGUACAUAGCCAAGGUGGACCCCACCUCUAGCCUGGGCCUUACUACAGACUCUAUCUACAGCUACAGUAUGAACCACAUCAGGAGGGUGCUGGGAGGGGAGCUGCCAGAGAGCCAUCCCUCACGCUGUGUCUCCAAGGGGCCCAGCGGCAUCACUGUAACACUCAAAGGUCAGUACCUGACUAGGAUCAUAAUGGUACAGUUGUGAAUAAUGGUCAUUUUCUGGAAAUAUACCAUUAUUUAAGCUACAAUCUGCAGUUUAAUUUCUGAUGAAGAACAAUAUUGCUCUGAGAGAGAGGGUAUUUGUUAAUGUACUAUUAACUGAUUAUCACAGUAAGAUUGUUUUUUUGUGUGUAAUUUCUUUGAGCAUCGAUUGUAAAGGACAGCUUGUGUCUAGCUUGUGUUAUAUCUAUUUGGGGUCAGCAAACAGUCAAUGGACUUAAUGUUCACACCAAAGGUCAUUGCAGCACUUGUUUUGGCUUUGAGACCGUGUAUGUUUGGAAUUUCUGUCCACUCUCUUCAGAUCUCCUGUUCCACACUGAACAAUGUUUAAAGGAAUGUUUUAUUAAGAUAUAUCAUGAUUUAUGACCCAUGCUGCGUACGUUAACCAGAUAUUUGGACUCCUUGUUAUGUUCCAUACUAAGAUGUGAUGUUGAAUAUCAAGUAGGAUGGAUGAUUGGCUGUGAAGCCAAUCAUCCAAUCAUUAAAUUCUAGUCAAUUCCAUUUCAAUUCCAGUCAAUUCUGGAAGUACACUGAAAUUCAAAUUCUGUUCAAUGGUUUACUUUCUGAAUUGACUGGAAUUUAAAUGGAAUUGACACAAACCCUGCUCUGUAGUCACAUAAGUCCUUCUGUUUGUCUCGUUAUAAUUAUCUCCCCCCUGUCUCUGACCUCUCUCUGACCACUGGCACCCAGUAGCGGAGAGCUGAGUCUGGGUCUGGCUAAGAUUUGUGGUGUCUACAAUGCCUUCAGAAAGUAUUCAUACCCCUUGACUUAUUCCACAUUUUGUUGCUUUACAGCCUGAAUUCAAAAUUGAUUAAAUAAAAAAAUGUCUCACCCAUCAACACACAAUACCCCAUAAUGACAAAUUCAAAACAUGUUUUGAGAUUUAUUGAAAAUGAAAUACAGAAUAAUAUUUUUUAUACAAAACAUCCACAUACAAAUGACAACAUACAGACGCAUCCAAACAUCCACAACAUCACCCCUGCCCAGACCCACCUGCUCACACCCCUAUCUCCAGCGCCCGCAUCACUCUCCGCCACAUGGCCUCAAACUGCAGCAUUUUGUUACUCUCUGUUGCCCAUGCAAUUUAGAUAAUAAAGCAUUUGACCUUCUCAUUGUGUUAACGAUUAAGUAUUGGUUGAUUUCCAGUUUUUAAGUAUACGUUUUUUCAAGAUGAUUGACAAGAAAAGUAUCGUCCAACCCAUCGGGUAUCUCACAACACCCCAUUAUGCCAUGUCUUGAAAUAUGCAGACAGAUGGGUUAAAAGUACAUUUACAUUGUAUUGUAAUACUUCUGACAGACAACUUUCGAACUUUACCCUUAACUUUUACACUUCAUUAAUACUUUCUGAAGGCACUAUACCGCAUCCUACUUGCUAUAAUUCUGAAGGAUUAUAAAAAUUAAAAGAGUUUGGAGAAUCUUCAUCCGUUGUCCAACUGUUGCAAUCAUUCAAAUUGUUAAAAAAUCAUAAUAACUAUUUCGAUGACCGUUGCUACUGGCACCCUGUAGCAGAGAGGUGAGACUGGGCCAAGCUGAGACUGAUUUAUGGUGUCAGAGGAAAACAUAUGUUCAGACAGGCCAUUAGCAGAUUAGCUUUUUUGGACCGAUGUAGUUUUUUUUAGAGCACAUUUCCCUAGAACAGUAGUGUACAUAGAUCCAUUUCAGGGUAAUCCAUAUCAGUUAGACCCCAUUUGUGAUUUUUAAAGCAAUGGAGAGGUGUAGGCUGGGUAGGCUGUCUGUUCCACCUGGCUAAGCAGGAAUGCAGUAGGGCAGGGUGGGAAAGAAGCAGGGGAGUGCAGUCGGGGUUCAGAGAAACAUGAUCCCGCUGCAGCUUGUGUGUCAGGCAGCUCAGGCAGUCCGACCCAGCUGGCCCAGGCAACACACACACACAAUACACAAACCCUAUAAAUGUGGGUGGUGAUAUUUCACACUGUAGGGUGGGGGCAUGGAGGAGGUAGGGGGGAGAAGGCAUGGAGAGGAAAGAGGACGAGCACAGACUCCUUGCUCUUGAUCUGGGAGUUAUUUACAGAACAUUCUUUCUGCACUCCAAGUUGUUUAUAAAAGGAGACGUGAUGCAGGAAAUCGUUAAGCAGAACAUUUUCAUGUACAUGGAUGGACUCCCUGGUUUAACUACAAAAAUAACUCUGGUUUAGUGCAUUCUCUCAAUGUUAGGAAAAAUGGAUUGAUAGUUUUAGUGCUUCUCUUCAUGUACAGUAUGUCUCUGUGAGCAGCUGAAUGGAGGGCUGUUUGGAAUUCCCUACACCCAACCAAUCGUUGUACCUCACCUGUCUAUGUGUUGUGUCAAAUACAUUUUAAUUUUAAGUGUUUACACAUAUAAUUCCGGGCCAAGAUGGCAGAUUUCUGUCCAUUCUAGUGUUAUAUUUAAUUAUGGGUGUUUACCCUGAACAGACAAUAAAGCUUUAGAACAUUAAACGUUUGAACUUUGACCUCUGCGUCCUUCAGGUCUGAAGGAGAAGUUUGUGGACAGCAUGGUGUUUGAGACCCUCAUCCCCAAGCCCAUGACCCAGCACUACAUCAGCCUGCUGCUCAAGCACCGCCGCCUCAUCAUGUCUGGGCCCAGUGGCACCGGCAAGACCUACCUCACCUCCCGCCUGGCAGAGUAUCUGGUGGACCGCAGCGGUCGAGACCUCAACGACGGCAUUGUGGUCACCUUCAACAUGCACCGCCAGUCUUGCAAGGUGGGUACAGGACAUUGUGUGCCAUACGGUAACAGGGUUCCUUGCUCCUAGUUCUGGAUAGGAGCUACACGCUGAGCAGCUAAUUAUUAAAGGCCCAGUGUAGUCAAAAACAUGAUUUUCCUGUGUUUUAAAUAUAUUUCCACCCUAUGAGGUUGGAAUAAUAUUGUGAAAAUGAUGAUAAUGCCCUUUUAGUGUAAGAGCUGUUUGAAAAGAGGUUAAUAGACCAAUAAUAAAGAUAUUUCCAAACCUCUCUGCCAAUCAAUACAUCAAAUGUAUUCAUAAAGCCCUUUUUACAUCAGCAGAUGACACAAAGUGCUUAUACAGAAACCCAGCCUACGCUGCUGCUACUCUGUUAAUUAUUUAUGCAUAGUCACUUUAACUCUACCCACAUGUACAUAUUACCUCAACUACCUCAACUAGCCGGUGCCCCCGCACAUUGACUCUGCAACGGUACCCCCCUGUAUAUAUAGCCUCCCUACUGUCACUUUAUUUUACUUCUGCUCUUUUUUCUCUAAACACUUUUUUUGUUGUUGUUUUAUUUUUACUUUUUUUGUAAAAAAUAAAUGCACUGUUGGUUAAGGGCUGUAAGUAAGCAUUUCACUGUAAUGUCUGCACCUGUUGUAUUCGGCGCAUGUGACCAAUACAAUUUGAUUUGAUUUGAUUUGAAACCCCAAAGAGCAUGCAAUUUGGUAUUUUAUUAGGAUCCCCAUUAGCUGUUGCGAAAGCAGCAGCCACUCUUCCUCGGGUCCAAACAAAGCAUGAAACUUGACAUAAUACUGAACAUUAAUAGACAAGAACAGCUCAAGGACAGAACUACAUCAAUUUAAAAAUGGCACACGUAACCUACAUAUCAAUACAUACACACAAUAUCUAGGUCAAAUAGGGGAAAGGCGUUGUGCCGUGAGGUGUUGCUUUAUGUUUUUUUUAAACCAGGUUUGCUGUUCAUUUGAGCAAUAUGAGAUGGAAGGGAGUUCCAUGCAAUAAUGGCUCUUGAAUUUGUUCUGGAUUUGGGGACUGUGAAAAGACCCCUGGUGGCACGUCUGGUGGGUUAAGUGUGUGUGUCAGAGCUGUGCAGAUGUAGAAGCUCGGUGACUAGGAGAAACUUCCUUGGAAGGCAGGAACCUAGGAAGAAACCUAGAAGGGAACCAGGCUCUGAGGGGUGGCCAGUCUUCUUCUGGCUGCACCCAGUGGAGAUUAUAUCUAAUCGAAUAGAUUCCACAGAUUGCUAGUUGAAGAUAAAUACUUUUACUAAGCGUAUUAGUAUAUUAGUGAUUGACUGACCAGCUCUCUCCAGAUCUCCCAACAAUGUUAUUUCUAGGGUCAAUUUUAGAUUAAUGUUAUGCUGAGACCAGGAACAGACUACCUGAGGGCAAUACCAGAACAAAUGGUCUAUUGAUUCUGUAUCCUCACAACAAAAUAUGCAGAGCUGAAAUAUGUUUUAUAUGUUCAUCAAAAGAGAGAUCAGGGUCUAGAGUAAUGCUGAUGUCCUUCAGUUUUAUUUUCAGUUUUCCCCUUACCACUCAGACCACUCCCAGACAGUCCUAGCAAAAUUCUUGCUUGAGAAAUUGCUCUUUGCUAACAAGCUUUUUUGUUUCUUUUUGACGAUUUUAAUUGAAAACAAUCACAGCAAGGUACUUAAUUGUUACCCAGAAAUGAUUUCAUAUUAAGUAAAAAAAACUGCUGCAUUGGCCCUUUAACUAAACAUGUACCUCUAAUCAUCAGGUUUGUCAGUGGUGGGCUGGCAGAAAAGCCUGUACACCUUACAGCUCAGUACCAAGAGAAAGCAGUCAUCUGGUUUCGGUUUGUGAUUUAAUAUCACCAUACAUCAAUAACAUGACCUCUCUCAACAGGAUCUCCAGCUCUACCUGUCCAACCUGGCCAAUCAGAUUGACCGGGAAACCAGCACUGCUGAAAUUCCAUUGGUGGUUAUCCUGGAUGAUAUACAUGAUGCCACUUCCAUCAGUGAGCUUGUCAACGGGGCCCUCACCUGCAAAUACCACAAAUGGUGAGUAGACUAACACUGAAAUGGAACCUUUUAUCAAACAUCUAUUAGAGACAUUAGUACAUUAUUGUUUCUAAUCUUAACUGUGAUGAUUCUGUGUUUAUUUCAGUCCUUACAUCAUUGGAACUACCAACCAGCCGGUGAAGAUGACCCCAAACCAUGGCUUGCACCUCAGCUUCAGGUGAGUGAAGAGACAAAUCGAGUUGUUUGUGUUUUUUUGUGUGUGAAGGCUUUUGUUCUGACCUAGUCUUAAAACAUCUUAUUUAAGGCUACAGUAUAUCCCUGUCAUGCAUCUACAGUACGCUUUGAUGCGUAUUUAAAUUGGGAUGUUGUCAGUCUAAUAAAUAGGGACAGUGCCUUCAACGUAUUCAUACCCCUUGACUUAUUGCACAUUUUGUGUUACAGCCUGAAUUCAAAAUUUAUUAAAUAUAUUUUUUUCUCUCACCGAUCUACACACUACCCAGUAAUGACAAAGUGAAACAUGUUUUUAGAAAUGUUUGCAUUGGCAUUGAAAAUGAAAUACAAAAAUAUCUAAUUUACAUACGUUUUCACACCCCUGAGUCAAUACAUGUUAGAAUCACCUUUGGCAGUGAUUACAGCUGUGAUUCUUUCUGAGUAAGUCUCUAAGAGCUUUACACACCUGGAUUGUACAAUAUUUGCACAUUCUUAAAAAAAUUAUUCAAGGUUGUUUAUCAUUGCUAGACAGCCAUUUUCAAAUCUUGCCAUAGAUUUUCGAGCGAUUUUAUGUCAAAAAACUGUAAAUAGGCCACUCAGGAACAUUCAAUGUCGUCUUGGUAAGCAACUCCAGUAUAUAUUUGGCCUUGUGUUUUAGGUUAAGGUCCUGUUGAAAGGUGAAUUUGUUUCCCAAUGUCUGUUGGAAAGCAGACUGAACCCAGUUUUCCUCCAGGAUUUUGCCUGUGCUUAGUUCUAUUCCAUUUCUUUUUAUCCUAAAAAAAAACUCCCUAGUCCUUGCAGCCACCACCAUACUUGAACAUUUGAAGAGUGGUACUCAGUGAUUUGUUGUUUUGGAUUUGCCCCAAACAUAACUUUGUAUUCAGGACAUAGUUGUUUUUAGCAGUUUUACUUUAGUAUGGAAGGUGUUAUUCUGUACAAGCUUCCUUCUUUUCACUCUGUCAUUUAGGUUAGUAUUGUGGAGUAACUACAAUGUUGUUGAUCCAUCCUCAGUUUUCUCCUAUCACAGCCAUUAAACUCUAACUGUUUUAAAGUCACCAUUGGCCUCAUGGUGAAAUCCCUGAGCAGUUUCCUUCCUCUCCGGCAUUUAAUCCAUUUUAAAUUCAGGCAGUGACACAACAAAAUGUGGAAAAAGUAAAGGGGUGUGAAUACUUUCUGAAGGCACUGUAUAUAGUAGAUAGUACUUUAUGAUAUAUACAGCAUGACCUGACCUUUGACCCUCUCCUGACCCCAAGGAUGGUGACCUUCUCCAAUAAUGUGGAGCCAGCCAAUGGCUUCCUGGUGCGUUACCUGCACAGGAAGUUGAUGGAGGCGGAGGACGAGAGGAGCCUGGCCAACGAGGACCUCCUCAGGGUGCUGGACUGGGUGCCCAAGCUGUGGUACCACCUGCACACCUUCCUGGAGAAACACAGCACCUCGGACUUCCUCAUCGGUAGGAAAACAUUCUGUUAGAAGCGGGAAAUAAUACAGGAAUAUAAAGUUAGGUCACACUUUCAUUGGAUAGUCCCCAAUGGAUGAUCUACAGAUCUAAAUCUACAUACUAUCCAAAUAAAGCGAUACCUAAAGUUAGUUAGUUAUUGGAGAUCUGAUUCUUGUCUAUGGCCACAGACUGUGUGUUUGAUUGAUGUGGUCAUUGAAAGAUCUUUCAUAUUAUUUAUUCUUUCUUUUUUUCUCUCUCUCUCCUCUCUUUCUCUGUCUCCCCUCCCUCUCUCUCUCUCUUGCUCUCUUCUCUCUCCCUCUCUCUAGGUCCGUGUUUCUUCCUGUCCUGUCCUGUGACUGUGGAGGAGUUCCGCUCCUGGUUCAUUGACCUGUGGAACCUCUCCAUUAUCCCCUACCUGCAGGAAGGAGCCAAGGAUGGCAUUAAGGUCAGACAGGUUUUACUAUCUUGGUAGAUGAAUUAAAGCCUGGUCCCAGAUCUUUUUGUGCUCUAUUGCCAACUUUAUUGUCAUUGUCACGUCAAACGUUUGGCGUGACGGCACAACCAGAUCUGGGACCAGGCUAGGUGAAUUGCAGGGAAAAUAAAUGGAUGGAGCGAGCAUCUUUCAAGGAAUAACACUCACACUUUUCUUUUCCUACUAGCACUGACUUUGCUGAUAAGUACCUUAUUGAGGAAAAAUGUACUGUACUUACUAUGACUGUGAUUUGUAGUUGUCUCACCUAGCUAUCGCACUAACUGUAAGUCACUCUGUAUAAGAGCGUCUGCUAAAUGACUAAAAUGUUAAAUGUGCUCGGAGUAUGACGUGUUGUGGCUUUGUGCCACAGGUGCAUGGUCAGAAGGCGGUGUGGGAGGACCCAGUGGAGUGGGUGAGGGGCACCCUGCCCUGGCCCUCAGCCCAACAGGACCAGGCCAAGCUGUUCCACCUGCCUCCCCCCAGCAUGACCUCUGGAGGCCCAGGCCAGCCCAGCGAGGCCUCAGCCAGGCCUCUUAAUAAGGAGACCCCACCCAGCUCCAUGGACACCCUGGAUCCUCUGGUAAGACACUCGUCUUCCCAUAUUUGUACCAUGGGGGUAUGCAACUGUGGUCCUGGAGGUCCCACAGUGUGUGUAGGAUGUUGUUGUGGUCCAGCAACGAUACACCUGAUUCACCUAAUAAUAGUCCAAUCUGAACAAUGUGAUUUAUUGAUUAGUUGAAUCAGGUGUGUAUAGCACGAGCUGGGCUGGUGCAAAAGCCUGAAACACACUGUGGUACCUGUUUCCCAACCCUGCUGUAAGUCCUUCUCUGGCCUCGUCUGUAUCUCAAUUAUAUUACUGUAUGUCCUUGGAAGGUAUCGUUGUCACAAUACUGUGCAUUAUAUAGAGUUAAUUUGAAAUGCUUCACCUUUUCUGACCCUUUCCCCCUCUGUCUGUUGUUCCAGAUGGCUAUGUUGUUGAAGUUGCAAGAGGCAGCCAACUACAUUGAAUCUCCGGACAGAGAUACAAUGGACCCCAGCCUCCCUACAUUUUGAACAACUUAAACUCUAGACUCAAAACCUAGCACUUCAAAUAGCCCUAAAUAUUUAUCCCUAUGUGAGCUCUAGUAUACACAGUUUAUAACAUUCAGGAACAAAAACUCCAACAUUGUUUUCUGCUCCUUUUGGACCUUAUCUUUAAUCUCAGCAAACAACAAUCACACUCCAUAUGGUUGAAUGAGAAGCCAUUUGUUUUGUUGUUUUUGAAUUGUAUUCAAUCAUGCCAAGUCAUACCAACCGAUAUUAUGGUGAGAGAAAAUAUUUAGAUUUUCUAUUUCUUCAGAUUUUCUUGAACUAGAGGUUAUAUUCACAAUACACAGUAUAAAGUCUCUCUUUAUAGAAGCCUUCUCUCUAUCACUGCUGCCCUCGAUAGAAACAGGUGCUAAUUAUCUAGAUAAUAAGUAUUACUCUUACUUUAGAAAUUAAUCCUCAUCUCUCAUUGGUCUAAGCAGGUGAUUCUUCCAACAGCAAAUUUAAAUGACAAAAAAGCACAUUCUUGCUUGUCCACAUUUGCUCAAAAUGGCCUGCAGUGUGCCUGUAAAAUCAAGUCAGUUUGAGACCCAUUUUAGCUUAUUGGAAAGAGUACGACGGCAUGUUGUAUGGCUUGUCAGGUUGUAUAGUCCUGGUUCUGAAUACAUAUCGAUCAAUCUUUGAAGGCCAAAUCUUAGACAUAUGCAACUCUUAUACAUAACCAGGUGAAAUUGUUUGACUCUGUGACCAAACAUACUGAAUGCCUUAAUAAAUCUAUGACUUAUGAUAACCUCAAGAUGAACAGCAGUAUACAACAGUGGUGCUUUGCUUUAUAACCAUCGCCUCAGAGCAGAGUAGUGCCAGGACAUUGACUUUUUGCCCCCUCACAUAGUUCAGGGUAGAGUCCUGCACAGGUCAGUUUUUUUGGAGCCGCACCACCCCGCCCAAAUUAUUUCUGAGCCCCACCCGAUAUCCGACAUCAGGACAGACUUUUCUCUGCAUAGAGAGCCGAUCCGUGAACCGGCAAAAUAAUAUCAAUUUAUUGUUUUUAUGACUCCAGAGUAUUAGGCUAUUCCCAUUCCCUGGAUUCAUUAAUUUGUCUGCAUGUCUAUUCACAUUUGGAUCAAAGGAAACCAUGGCAUGAAUUAAGAACGAUAGGCCUAUCUUCUGAUUUUCACCUUGCGAUGCGGCACAUUGACAACUCAGAUCGCUUUGAAUAAGAUCCUUUUAAUUAGACUUCUUCUUACUUAACGAAAGCCUAUAGCUGACAUAACAAAACAAUACAUUUACAUUCAAACUUAAGUAAACAUUUCCUAUAAUCGAAUAAGCUAUAGGCUGCAAAAAUAGCCUACAUUCAUUUAGUAGGCUAUUGGCUACUCAAACUUUUACCAGUCUCACAGGUUUAAACUUUAUAAGGCCUGCAUAUGGUCUAAAUGAAUGAAAGCCUGAAUUGAUGUAAUAAUAAACUUAUAUUAACUGAAUUAACGCAAACAAAUACCUGCUUGCACUUUUGCAGGCUGUAUCCAUACCGGGUUGUUGUCCUCCUUGUCCACAAUGACUCCAAAUCCUUCCAAACCGGGGAUUUCACUCACGCAGCACCUGUUUCCAUGAUGGUGUAUUCCACCAUCAUAACCUUUGAUAAGAAUGUUUUCAUUCCACCCUCCAGCUGAUUUUUUUUGCAGGUCAACUGCCGGGAACCGUGGGUAUCCGAUCCGAUGCAGGACUCUAGUUCAGGAUUGAUUUCAAUGUCACUUAACUAUAUUUGAGGGAUAAACAACAUGUUUCAGGUAGGCUAGAUGGUGGGGAUCAGGGUUUCAUGGUCAAGUGAGAAAACAGGAUUUAACAGAGCAGAACACAGACACAUGGUUAUUUCCUUAUGGUUAAUAUCUUUAAUUAUCAUUCAUUGCAGCUACAACUUAGCAAAAUUACAAAUGCUGUCACUCUUUAACCAAAACAUUUAAAGAUGUCAUCAGUACAUACUAACUUCAGCUUCUGUGGUACUAGUUCCUCAUUUUGUUGCAGGCAGCAUACUUUUUAUUUAUUUGACUGAACUGACAUAGACCGAUUUGAAAUCCAACUAUCUGUUUGAAGAUAUAAAGGCCAUGCCAGUAAUACUCACAUAUAAAAUCAGGUAUUACUAAGAAAGUUAUUUUUUGGAAUAACGCUUAAGCAACUAACAUUUGCUUAUAGCUUAGAUAUUGCUUGACUUUUAUUUUGAAUAUGGUGAGGUCUAAUCUAUUCCACAACAUUAUUCAGUAUAGUUACUGUGCUCAAUGCUGUAUUUCCAAUAUCGAUUUCAGUUAUUUGAUCUACACUAGUUGCAUGGUGCUAAUAUCUGAUAUGCUGAACCAAAUACUUUACUGUAAUCUUGCAUAUUGACAGUAGUUAGAGUAUAAAAGUGCUUAAAAGAAUGUACAUGUAGAUCUUUUACUCAAUGUGGUAGCCAUAUAGCAUCGCAGAUCAUUUAGGUGCUUUUGAAUUUAGCCUUUUCACAAAGCUACUGUCUCAUUCCUUGUAGAAAACAUGUAUUUAGGCCUAUACCAAGAC